AUGGCUUAUACGGCUGCACCACUUCAUGUGCUAUCGCAAAACUGCAGAGGCCUUAACACACCUGAGAAGCGCUCACAUCUGCUGAGAGAACUACACUGCAAACGGGUCUCGGUAGCGAUGUUACAGGAAACGCACCUCAAAACAGUAGAUAUCCACAGAUUGAAGGACAGACGAUACCCCACCAACUACCACAGCACCCACCCUACCGACCGAUGUGCAGGAGUAGCAAUCCUAGUAGCAGCCAAUACCCAAUUCACUCUGAUGGAUCAACUCGCAGAUCCUAACGGUAGAUUCCUUUUCAUCAAAGGCACAAUUUCGGGAAAACUUUACACCUUCGCCUCUAUCUAUGCACCAAAUGCAAAGCAGGCACCGUUUCUAAGCAAAACGAUACGCCAAUUGGCAACGUAUACUGAAGGUUCACUUGUCGUAGGGGGGGACUUCAACGCACCGCUUGACCCACUGGUUGACUCAUCGACUGGACACAGCAGUAUACCACAAACUGCGAUCAGAGCAAUAAGGAAGGCCCUGCGAGACCUGAGAUUGGUAGACACCUGGCGAACCCUACAUCCGACAGUUCGAGACUAUACGCACUACUCAGCCAUACAUAGGAGAUACUCGCGUAUUGACUAUGUUCUCAUACAACAAGAAGGACUACAACGCUUGCAGUCGGCUGACAUUGUUCCGACACCAUGGUCGGAUCACAGCGCAGUGUCCGCACAUCUGGAUUCUCCUCUAUUUAGGCCUACUAGGACAGCAUGGAGACUGAAUGAGUCGCUCUUAUUGGACCCGGAAGUGAAAUCCCUUCUGACAGAGCAUCUAACUAACUACUUUGCUGAGAACGAUACAGAGGACGUGUCGAAAGUGACGCUUUGGGAAGCACACAAGAGCGUGCUCCGGGGACAUCUCAUAAAGAUUGCAUCACGCAAAAAGAGAGAAGCACAGCGGCACAUGUUGGAACUCAUUGACCAGAUAUCGAAAUUGGAAACCCAACAUAAGCGGUCGCAACUUGAGGAGCACUAUCGCUCACUACUGGACGCUCGCCGACAGCUGGCGGAUCUAGUGGCCCGCAAACACCAUAGAGCGACACAGCGAUCCAAGGCCUUCUUUUACAUUCACGCUAAUAAAAGCGGGAGACUCCUAGCCCGCAUGAUCCGACCCCAACAGGCCAGAGCGCAAGUCCAUGCGCUACGAACAACCGAUGGCUCUCUCACACAAUUCCCGGAGGCAAUAGCCAAUGAAUUCCGUAAGUAUUACCUACAACUGUAUAAUAUUUCACCAACGACAUCCGAUGCUCAACGCGCCGAACUGCAGGAAGCAACAACGCGCUACCUACAAAGAUUUCAGCCGGACGCCCUAACACCGGAGGAAGCAGACCUACUGGAAGUCCCAAUAACCACAGAAGAGGUACAAGCGGCGAUUAAGGCAGCGAAGAAGGGGAAAGCACCGGGACCAGAUGGACUCUCAGUGGGGUACUACAAGUUGUUCAGGGACAUUCUGACUCCACACUUAACAACAGCCCUCAACCGACUCCAACAGGGCGAUAAAUUCCACCGAGAAACUCUAGCAGCCACAAUCACGGUGAUACCCAAACCAGGCAAGAACCCCGAAAACUGCAGUAGCUACGGACCGAUCUCUCUCCUUAACGCGGAUGUGAAACUCUUCACCAAGGUCAUCGCUACAAGGUUGCAGGCGUACGUGCCGCGCCUAAUACACCCUGAUCAAACAGGUUUUGUACCAGGCAGGGAAGCCAGAGACUGCACACUCAGAGCGUUCUCAAUACAGGCAUUGGCGCUUAAAGAGAAGACGGAACUACUAAUGCUCUCAACAGACGCCGAAAAGGCAUUUGACCGGGUGACCUGGAGCUUUAUGAUGGCAACACUGCAUAAAGUCGGCCUGGGGAGGGGAAUGAUAGCUUGGAUAGCUGCGCUUUACGCUGACCCUAGUGCCAGAGUGAGGGUGAAUGGUGCGCUCACAGACACCUUUCCCAUCCACAACGGAACCCGACAGGGCUGCCCAUUGUCGCCGCUUUUAUUUGCCCUCUCAUUGGAACCAUUUUUGGACAGGAUACGGCAAACCCCAGAGAUUCGAGGGUUUAAACACGGAGACCAGGAGCACAAGGUGGCCGCAUAUGCUGAUGAUAUGCUUUUCUUCGUGGACAACCCGGUCGACUCCAUGCCGAUCUUGAUGCAGGAAUUCGACAUAUAUGGCCAGGUAUCAGGUCUGAAGCUUAAUCAAACUAAAUGCGAACUGCUGAAUAUACAGACCCCAACGACAGUGCGAGAGCGGAUCGCACGCGAGUAUCCCUUUCACUGGUGCUCAGAACAGAUGCGAUACCUGGGAAUCUGGAUACCCAACAAUCCGAAAGAGCUAUAUACCAGGAACUACGUACCCCUCCUGCGAACAAUCCUGCUCGACCUAAAAAACUGGAAUUAUGACCAUAUAUCCUGGCAAGGACGCAUAGCGGUGAUUAAAAUGAAUAUCUUACCACGGCUGCUUUACUACUUUAACACCAUUCCCUGGCACAUACCAUCAGAAUUCUUCGCAACUCUUAAAUCGGCAGUAAUAAAAUAUGUCUGGAAAGGAGAGAGAGCAAGACUCAGCUACGACAAGCUAUGCCUACCAAAGAACUGGGGCGGACUAGCGUUACCCGAUAUACGCAAAUACUUCCAGGCCGCGGUAUUACAACGGAUUAGGGACUGGCACGUAGCGUCUGAAAACAAACUGUGGGCCGCAUUGGAUAGAGAAAGCACAAACAAAGCCCUUCACAUGUAUACAUGGCACAGCUCGGCAGAUGCAGCAACAAAACUAGGCAAUUCAUCACCCAUUGUACAAACGCUGAAGACAUGGUCAUCCUUGAGGCAGAACCAACAUCUCUCCCCACAACCAAGCCCAUUGAUUCCGAUAACACACAAUACUGCGAUAGGCGGGGGGCUACACCGAUCUGCUUGGCCGAUUGAGGGAGAAGGAGAGUAUAUCCCUAUGUCAGAGGUCCUGAGCAAUACCGGACUGCGAAACCUGCGAGAAUGGAACACGAUGACACAACAGACGCUGAUGCACAGAUUUCGGUACACACAAUUACGGCAUUUCUACUUCAACCUCCCCAACAGGGCAGCGAUUCACAGAGAACAGACUUGGUUCGAAAACAUCUGCGUGGCCAACACUGGAUGGUAGGGUAUCGCUCAUCUACCAACAAUUGAUAACAGGAGACCUCACACGGAAAAAUGCGUUUAAGAGGCAAUGGGAAGAGCUGACAGCUAGGGCGUACACUGAGGCACAAUGGGAACAGAUAUUAAUCCUGCAACACAAGAGCUCCAUAAGCACCAGAUAUCAAGAGGUUAACUUUAAACUAAUCUCUCACUGGUAUAGGACCCCAUCUUUAUUACACAGAAUUUUUAGAGGAACCUCAGAUACAUGUUGGAGGUGUGAGUCCCAAACAGGCUCUUUACGGCACAUCUGGUGGGAUUGCACGCUAAUCAAGCCAUAUUGGGAGGACAUAAAAAGGGAAAUGAGGAUAAUUCUAGGAGAUCUGCCGGACUUUAGCAUAGAAAUGGCCCUACUGCAUUACACAGAAGGCUCGAUAGCCCAAUACAAGAGAUCGAUAUUACGGCACCUGCUUAACGCAGCGAAAGCAGCUAUACCUGUCAAAUAGAAACAGACCCAACCACCGACCGUCACGGAGUGGCUACAGAGAGUUGAGGAAAUACACACUGCUGAGGCGCGGUACGCAGAACUAAUAGGAAGAAGCACCAAACACGUCGAUAUCUGGACCCCAUGGUAUCUAUACCUCUCACGUCCCGGAACUAGGGAGGCACAGCACGCACCAUAACACCGGGGGUCUGAGAGGACCCGGCGCACCCCGACACGUGCUAUCCAUCAUGUCUCCCCCACCCCUACUCCUGACCCCUCUCCCCCCCUCCUGCCCCUGCCCUCCUUUCCUUUUCCCCUCUGCAUCUAAUCAACUUCACGUAACUUCUUUUCCUUUUCUGAGGGCUUGGGUAGAUGCGGCUUGUCCUGCCCCCGAGGAGGCCAGAGUCGGGAAGGCCCCGAACGAGUCGCUAAACGAUAUAUAGCCACGACACGAAGCAGCUCCCAUAGAUAUGAGUCACCGACUUAUAUAACAGCUGACUGAGAGAGAUGGAACGGGACCAGACAAGCAGAGAACUAGUUCUCAAACAAGACACAAUUACCUGCUGGGAAGACACAAACUAACACCUGUCCCAGGACAGACUGGGGCGACUAGACGCAGGCAGAACGUACAACUGAUCAGGGAGAUACACGAACGCACAGAACCAGUCAAGCCAAAGUUUCUUACGCAAUACUCCCCCGAGGCAGCUUUCUCUAAGAGAUCCCUGGCUAACGUUAGGAUUAAGGGAAUCACUGUCGCAACAGCAACAUGUGAGGAUCUGGAACCCGAAUUACGGAUUCCAUUACAAUAGAAUUAAUAAAGCAAAUCAUUCACUAUACUAGGUUCCAUAACCUAUGUGCCAACUAUCAUUACUCAUUGACGCAAUUGCUCCCCUGCUACAAGUGUCAAAUAUUUUUAGUAAUACACCUAUUACCCCAUUUUUUCCGUCAGACCAGUAAGCUUAAAUCUACAGCAGAAUUUUAAAGUUUGGUAGAAUGUAGCUGCCCGUUUCUAACUAACUAGCUUGUCAUUAUUGCUAUGGCUUCAGCUUCAGAAAUGCACACUCACCUACAGCUGUUCAACCUACCUGCAUCUCAAUGAUUGCUGUUAUGACAUUUGCAAAUGUUACGUAACUGAAAGAUACCAAUGCUCAUUAUUUGUAUCGUUAUUCAAAUUGUUCAUCUUAUUUCUAUGCCCAUGUGCACUGUUUUGGUGUAUGUAUCUAUAUUGUACUCACAUGGACGACAAAUAAAGAAUUUACAAAAAAAAAGGAGUAGAGGAAUAACAAUGUUGUCUAAUGAUCUUUAGGUGUUUGGCCUGGGGCUUGUGCUGAUUGGGGAACAAAUUGGUGACAUUAGUAAUGUUAUAGAUGACUAAAACAAGGCUAUUCUUAGACAGCACAUGAACUCCUAGUCAUUGUCAUCAGACCAAUCCUGGGAAGUCGCAGAAUCUCCAAUAAUGUUGCGGUCUCGGACAUAAGGGGCAGGCCCAUCAUAACGAGUGCAUUCAGAGAUGGCUUUCUGUACAGCACCGGUAUAAGAACGGCUAUUCACAAACUGGUUACCUUUGUGUCCCUUGUCCUGUGACCUCACUUAUUAAUAGUUUGGAUUCAACGAGUUACCAGGAAUAGAAAAAUUCUCCUAUUCCCAGCAUGCUUACAGUGAGCUCAUUCAAUAGCUUUUUUCUUCUCUGUGUUAAUUACAUUAUAUAUAGAUAACGAUGCUAAUUUUGACACCAUUACAUACCUUGUGAUGCAGCGGCAUCCCCAUCCCCCACACUCUGUUCACAUUUUGAUUUCUAUAUGAUAACGACUUUUAUCUUUAUCUAGGAAUCAUUCUGUGAAACAUGGUCUACAAUUUAAACCAUUUUAAAAAUAAUUCUGUUAGAUGAAAGGAAAAUGUGUUUAGCGGUAAUUAAAAUCACUACUUUAUGAAUGUUAAAAAACUGACAGAGAUUUGCCUACAACUUUAUCUUUAAGUUACGCAACUGGGUGUCCUGGAGUUUCAGUGACCGUCCUUAUUUUAAUACCUCUCCAAUCAGUGUUUUAACAUCUUGUACUGUACGUGUUGCUAUUUAAAGCUGCAGUAUUGUGCAUUGUUCCCUUAAUGACUGAUAGUUACUGAAAGGUCUUGCCCCCCCCCCCACCCCUCUGUGAUGGCCAGCAGUAUCUGCAGAACCACCAGUCGCCCUGUCUCUUGUUAAAUUAUUUCAUUGUUGUGUGCUGGACACGAGAUCCCAGACUGGUAUUGGGACAGUGUCAGGACAAAUGCCAAAUGUCUGGAAGGAUCUGAUUGUAUCAAUAAAGUUUGAAUCAACUGUGAAUGAAUCAGAUCAAAGUCCUGGGCAGCCACUCACCUCAGCAGCAAAUGUCUUCUCUCUCUUUUAAAGUGACACUUUGUAUUCCUUGUGUGUCAAUCAAACUAACAUGUCCUGAUGAACGUUCUCAAACGUCGAAAUUUUUCUUUUUUUUCCUAUGUAUUUUUUGGGAUAUAUAUUAAAGGACCACUCUAGGCACCCAGACCUCUUCAGCUUAAUGAAGUGGUCUGGUUAACCUAUUUUUUCAUAAACAUAGCAGUUUCAGAGAAUUUGCUAUUUUUAUCAAUGGGUUAAGCCUUCCCCCAUUCCCUCUAGUGGCUGUCUCAUUGACAGCCACUAGAGGCGCUUGUGUGCUUCUCACUGUGAUUUUCACAGUGAGAGCACGCCAGCGUCCAUAGGAAAGCAUUGAGAAUGCUUUCCUAUGUGACCGGCUGAAUGCGCUUGCAGCGCAUGCGCAUUCAGCCGACGGGGCGGAUCGGAGGAGGAGAGGAGGCAGAGAGCUCUCCGCCCAGCGCUGGAAAAAGGUAAGUUUUUUUUAACCCCUUUCCCCCUUCCAGAGCCGGGCGGGAGGGGGUCCCUGAGGGUGGGGGCACCCUCAGGGCACUAUAGUGCCAGGAAAACAAGUGUGUUUUCCUGGCACUAUAGUGGUCCUUUAAAGAAGAUUAUUGAAAGAAAUCCCAGGAGUGCUGGCCAAAAUUUUGUGUGUGUGUGUGUGUGUGUGUGUAUAUAUAUAUAUAUAUAUAUAUAUAUAUAUAUAUAUAUAUAUAUAUGUAGUCUUCAUUCAGGUCUUGGUUAAAAGUAGCGUUUAUUUCCUCAUAGUUAAAAGGACUCUAUAGUCACCAAAACAACCUUAGGUUAUUGAAGCAGUUUUGGUGUAUAGAUAAUUUCCCUACAGUGUCGCUGCUCAAUUCUCUGCCAUUUAGGAUUUAUUGCACUUUGUUUAUGCACCCUAGUCACACCGCUCUGCAUGUGACUUGCACAGCCUUCCUAAACACUUCCUGUAAAUAGUCAGCUAAUGUUUAUACUUCCUUCAUUGCAAAUUCUAUUUAAUUUAAAAUGUAUUAUCCCCUGCAUGGUUAAUAUAUUACUAGACCCCACAGAAGCAUUCUGUGCAUGACUAAAGUUCACUUUACAGAGCAGGCAGGCAAUAAGAACUUUUAAAGUAAGUUACAUCUAAUUGAAAGUGAAACGUCUGGGACUGAAACGACCUCUUGCAUCACUAUAUGCACUUUAUGCAGACUACCAUACUUUAUAUUUCUAUUUAUUCAUGUAACUACCACUUUGGCACCCAUCAUUUACCGUUUUCAGUUUGUGGAGUGUUGGAGCCUGAGUGCAGAGAAUUGCCUUUAUUUAUAUGUAUGUAUGUAUAUGUAUAUAUAUAUAUAUAUAUAUAUAUAUAUAUAUAUAUAUAUAUAUAUAUAUACACACACAUACAGAAAAUGUGUCACUCACCCUCUGUAUUGUGUAUUAAAGUGCCUGGGUGUUAUCCUUGCAUGUGUGAUAAGAUAAAAAGGUAAGGGGUGUACUUACAGGUCCGUUUAUGUUGAAACACAGUUUUGGAGGUUUAUUCUGCACAAGUCAUUACAUUAUGGUGUCUAAUUGAUGUUUUCACCCCCCACAGGACACCCCACAGCAUCAGACAGUUUAAAGGACCAUUUCCUGCCGAGUGACCUGUGAUGGGCUGAGACUGUCAGCUGAUGACUUUCAGCCUAUCACAACGCUCAUUGCUGGUAUGAACUGGUAUGGUUAGAAGGAAGUAAUCUGUGAUUUAACCACACCUACAGUGGGGGUGGAGCUAUGGGAAGCCAGGGGCCCUCAUUCAGUGUUAAACUGCCUGAAAAUGGUUUCACACUGAAUGGAGGGCCACGUGACUCCAGGCACUAUAAUCACUUCAAUAAGAUGGAAUGAAUAUAGUGCCUGCAGUGUCCUUUUAACAUUGUGGCUAUCGGUAGGUAGGUAGGUUGAGCUAUAUCUGAGCUGCGCAGGCUUUCAGGGCAGGGCUGCCAUUCUCUCUGUGCUUUUCAGCAAAGUGCUGCCCUGUAAUAUGAGGAGGAAAAUAAAUUGUUUAACCAGGUCGGGAUCACGCAGGAAAAGCUUAAAUAAUUUCCCUGCUGCAGCUUGUGAAUGCUACAUGUAGUGCCCAGCAUUAUGCAGAGGUUACCCGCGUACCAGACAAUGCGGUGGAUCCUCGAAGCAUGGAGAUGUAGGUGGUUUCUUUCUAGCCUCUACACACCGCAUGUAUUUAGGGAUUGGCUACCUGGAAGGUGUGUGUUUCUUUAAAUAAAUGGCGGUGAAUGAUACUGGCUUGUAUUGCUGAAGGUGUUAAACUGAAGAGGGCUUUAAUUCGUCCAUGUGAAGAGCAUUAAGUAGAGAGUUGAUGGUGUCCUAAUGUGUAGGCAGACCCUCUGAGCACUGGUAAUGGACCCUAAUGAGCUCACAGCGAUCCCUCAUUGAUUGCUAUUAAUAUUUAUUACUUAGAUCAGUCUUCCUGGCCUUCUGGGGAGACAAAAUCCCCAUCCCACAUCCUACAUAUAAUGCUUUCAUUUGCUAGAGCUGAUGAUUCUGUAAUAAAUUAUGGAGUUUAAACUGUAUGGCAGAGGACAUUAUAAACACCAUAUCCACUGCAGCUCGGUGACCUGCUCUCAGCCUUUUAACACUGUCAUGGUUGAAUGAAUUCGACAUUGAAAACACGGAAGUGUAAAUUCAUUAUCAGUGCCUCUUGGCAGGGGGCGGUCUCUGGGUGCUUGUAAAUGUUUUGACAAUAAACCCGGGGAAGGCACCCAGAGACACUUGGCAACAUAACUCCUGCGCUGAGCUGUUAUAGUUUUUGUUUUUUCUCCAGUUUGGCAAAAAUAAAUUCAUGUAUAUAGUUUGUAAAUUUCAGCGCACGUUUUGCAUUUAAUCAUGACUUUUACUGGCCGGUUGGAUGCCGCAGUACAUAUGGGAAACACUAUAUAAAAGUAAGAAUAAUUUUAGCUUGGACUUUGAGGUCAUGUCUGGGACAGGAAGGGGAAUCUUUAGCAGAAAGCAUACACUCGAGUUUGUGAGCGCAAAACAAAACUGCAAACAGGAUGUCUAAAUGGAAGGGGGCGCCUCCAAUGUCCUAAAGAUAAAGGUGCAGUAAUUGCAUUUCAGGCUGUUUUGAUCACAAUGCUUCUGAAAGACCCAUCUUUAUACUGGCUGAUGGGCUUUGCUUAAAAGAUAUUUUCAUACAUUUUGCCGGUGAUGAGAACACAGAUAUUAUAUAUAUCAUUUCUGGACCUUUGAACUAGCACAUUUCCAUCACAUUAUUAGGGGAUUAACACAAACGAUGAUGAAAUCUGUCAGGUUUUCCUUGAUAAAGUCACUCUAAGUCACAGGAAAACAUGUGUGGGCCAGUUGUUUUUCUUGGAAACCACUAAAAUAGGAAGUGGAGACGUGCGGUUCUGAUUAAUUUAUUGGUCAUCGAAGACCAGAUUUAAAGUGGAGUUAACCGUUUGGUGUCUUCAUGAUUAGCAGUAACACAGAGGAGUUAUCUUGUCAUCUCGUGGCUAUAUGGACCACCGGAUACAACAAGACACUCUGUGGCAUCUUAUUAGGAACAUAGAGGGGGUUUUAGGGACAGGAAGCAGUAGGGGGAUAUUGAAAUUCUUCCAAAACAUAAAAGGCUACAUGUACCAUUCAUCCCCCCCCCCCCCUUUUACUUAUUCCCACAGACAUCACAAGAUCUGGAUUUUGCAUGUCACGAGGGGGUGGGGUGGUGGGAUUCAGGUCACAGGACCAAAUCCUCACAUUGGACAAACUGAAAUCGCACAGAGCAAGCCAGCAUAGGAUGUGUUUUUAAUAGCAGGCAGUGUGCUCCUUGUUACAGACAUAGGAGCUCGCUUGUCCAGCUGUUAGACAGCCCUUUAAUUCUCUGCCAGCCUCGGGCAUUCAGCAUUUUGUAACCACAUGUUAAACAGAGAUAUAAUGAACAGAUACUGCAGUUUAAAUACACAUUCCUGUAAGUCUUAUUGCUGUGGAGCUCUGUGAUACACACUGCACAUUACUGUGCGUUUUAUUGCUGUGGAGCUCUGUGAUACACACUGCACAUUACUGUGCGUUUUAUUGCUGUGGAGCUCUGUGAUACACACUGCACAUUACUGUGCGUUUUAUUGCUGUGGAGCUCUGUGAUACACACUGCACAUUACUGUGCGUUUUAUUGCUGUGGAGCUCUGUGAUACACACUGCACAUUACUGUGGAGCUCUGUUAUAUACGUAUAAACUGGGAACACUAUGAAGAAGCACAGGAUUUUGGAAUUUGGGUUCCAAAUAUAUAAAUGUGUGUCUCUAGUCGCCAACACAGAGCGAGAUACAUUUGUUUUUGCUCCGAGUUUCUCAUUAACACUUUGUGGUGCCCAGAGACACCUGGAAUAGACAUUCAUCCUGUUGUACUUUAAACACAGACAGGGAAGUGAUUUCAUUCAGGAUUUUCUUGUCAAAAUAUACCCGCUGACCAUCUAGUGUAGUGUGUAUACUGAUCUGAUGAUUAAUUAGCAGGGGACUGUUUGCUAUAAUGCGGUGAUUACAGCACUUGGCUGGGAAAGUACAAGGGGUGUUCUAGAUCCUAGCGUUGUCUAUAACAAUGUAUGUCUUACUCUCAAUCUCAAGUUAUUGCUGUCCGUCCAUAACAAUGUAUCUCUCCCCCUCCAGUCAUUACUGUCCAUAACAAUGUAUCUCUCCAGUCACUACUGUCCAUAACAAUGUAUCUCUCUAGUCACUACUGUCCAUAACAAUGUAUCUCUCCAGUCACUACUGUCCAUAACAAUGUAUCUCUCCCCCUCCAGUCAUUACUGUCCAUAACAAUGUAUCUCUCCCCCUCCAGUCAUUACUGUCCAUAACAAUGUAUCUCUCCAGUCACUACUGUCCAUAAAAAUGUAUCUCUCCCCUCCAGUCACUACUGUCCAUAACAAUGUAUCUCUCCCCUCCAGUCAUUACUGUCCAUAACAAUGCAUCUCUCCAGUCACUACUGUCCAUAACAAUGUAUCUCUCCAGUCACUACUGUCCAUAACAAUGUAUCUCUCCCCUCCAGUCACUACUGUCCAUAACAAUGUAUCUCUCCCCUCCAGUCACUACUGUCCAUAACAAUGUAUCUCUCCCCCUCCAGUCAUUACUGUCCAUAACAAUGUAUCUCUCCCCUCCAGUCACUACUGUCCAUAACAAUGUAUCUCUCCCCCUCCAGUCACUACUGUCCAUAACAAUGUAUCUCUCCCCCUCCAGUCAUUACUGUCCAUAAUAAUGUAUCUCUCCAGUCACUACUGUCCAUAACAAUGUAUCUCUCCAGUCACUACUGUCCAUAACAAUGUAUCUCUCCCCUCCAGUCAUUACUGUCCAUAACAAUGUAUCUCUCCCCCUCCAGUCACUACUGUCCAUAACAAUGUAUCUCUCCAGUCACUACUGUCCAUAACAAUGUAUCUCUCCAGUCACUACUGUCCAUAACAAUGUAUCUCUCCCCCUCCGGUCACUACUGUCCAUAACAAUGUAUCUCUCCCCCUCCGGUCACUACUGUCCAUAACAAUGUAUCUCUCCCCCUCCAGUCACUACUGUCCAUAACAAUGUAUCUCUCCCCCUCCGGUCAUUGCUGUCCAUAACAAUGUAUCUCUCCCCCUCUGGUCAUUGCUGUCCAUAACAAUGUAUCUCUCGUUCUCCCCCUGCAGACAUUGCUGUUCUGGGCGUUGGCAUUUGCUCUUUGUGCCGCCAUCAACCUCCUCUUCCUGACAGUCUGUCUGGUCUGUUUCUGCUGCUGCAAGAAAGACGAACAGACGGAGACCAAGAAUAUCAGCUCCUGCUGCAUUACGUGGACGGCCGCCAUCUCUGGCCUGCUCUGCUGGUGAGAGUCCCAUAAAGUGUACCCCAACCUUCUGUAAUAUCAGGUACCGGGGACAUGCCUGAUCAGUUCACUAAAUGGAGAACUAGGAAGAACUAGGAAGAAGUAGCUGAGCGGGAGAGUUUCAAUUUUUGACUACUUUGGCCUGAAGGUUGUAAUACCUUUGAUAAUCCUCCACCAUUCACAGUUUCAUGAAUAAACCCUGCUUUUCUAAUUAGUCAACUUAAUUCUAAAUUCAUAUUUAAUAAAAAAAUAAAAUUAAUUAAUUAAAGGGAAAUUAUAGGCAAGGGUGAAAGUGUAAAGGGUUACUCAAACACCACGACCACUUCAGUGUUGUGAAGUGGUCACAGUGGCUGGAGCUGUAUGUGCAGUGUUUUGAAGUGGUCACAGUGGCUGGAGCCUGUAUGUGCAGUGUUUUGAAGUGGUCACAGUGGCUGGAGCCUGUAUGUGCAGUGUUUUGAAGUGGUCACAGUGGCUGGAGCCUGUAUGUGCAGUGUUUUGAAGUGGUCACAGUGGCUGGAGCCUGUAUGUGCAGUGUUUUGAAGUGGUCACAGUGGCUGGAGCCUGUAUGUGCAGUGUUUUGCUUUGAAACUUUGCCCAUAUCGAGUUUAACCACUUUGCUACCAUAGGUGUAACUCCACCACCGGCAGCAACAUUGAGAUGUUGUCAGCCAGGCCGAAUUAUGUGAGUAUUCCUGUGCACAGAGUUGCAUUCAUUCGCUGAGAGCGGUCAUCUGAUGCUCUCAGACAAUGAAUGGCCUGCGCAGUCAUCUUUCAGUUUCUGCAAAGCUGCAUAAUUCGGAUACUUGUCACCUGCCAUGUAGGAUUCUCGGCUUCUAGCGGGUACCCAGGUCACAGGACACAAGUGGCAAGUCAGUGGAUAACAUUACCAGUAAACGGUUACAUCACUUGGAGCCAAAGGCAGAACUUCUGUUUGUGGACCCUGUCUUCACUCCUUCUGUGCCUGGAUAUUAAUGGAAUAAUAUAGGAGGUAAUAAUAAGGAAAAAGGAGCUGAUCCAGGAGCCUCAAAAGACAAGGAUAAGGGGCUGGUAGAUUAGCUCCAAGAACAGGCCCACCGUUACUCUCACUGAGGAUGAGGGAUGAUCCACAGGUAGUAUGAAAGGGUAAAAAAAAUAUUGGACCAGUGAAGGCCUUAAGGAGAGAGUAACAAUGAAAAGGAGAGGAUGCCCUACGAGCCGUUAGUAUACACGCUGGGAGUGUGUGGAGCUAGGGGUUCUGACAUUAUUUGGAUUUUUUAGACACAUUGUGUGUCUGUAGUUGGACCUUAGCUCGUUUGUACAUAUAUCUACACUAAUUUGUUACCGGCUAUUCUUUCAUCCUUAGAAGUAUUACAAGUAGGACAUCUCUCCUUUUCAUUGUUACUUUCUCCUUAGGGCCUUCACUGGUCCAAUACAUAUAGAUUCCCCCCCAUUAAUGGAAUAAGCUUUGACAUCUCUCCCUCCCUCCUUCCUUUCUUCUCUUUAUUGUCCUCCAGUACUUCUAUGGGGAGAGUUAAUAUUUAUGGUCAUGCUGAAUACAGCUGAAAGGGAGCUAUCUUUUGCCGUGGGCCUAAAUAACAAGGCUGAUAUCACUAUUUAUUUGAAAGCUGGGUGCACUGGUUCCUAAAUUGGCAUAACCAAAAUAUGACUAGCUCUCCAGACUGCCCAGGUGUCUGGUGCAAUACAUUCACUGAUGUUUUGUUGGAACAUGCAAGUUGUUGUCUUAUUUCUCCUGGAAGCCUUUGCAUUGCUGUUUGGCGUUUUGAUGACGUCACAGCGUUUUGCAUUUUCCUGCCCCUUCAUGUUGCUGGAGUUUCCUGCGCACAGCAGGGGUUUCAGCCUGGCCCAUGAAUCACUUUGAUUAAAUUUUGCUCUCUCCCGAGCUUUAGCUAGAGGAUUGUGUUUAUAAUCCGGACCAGCCGUGAAUUGCUGAUCUUCGCGUUGGGAUCGGGAGGAUGUGAAGGGGAAGUGGCAGGUCAGCAUGACAGCAGGAGUCUCAGAAAUCUCUGCUGCUUGCAUGUGGAGCAGUGAUAACACACUGCCAUCAUGUUUUUUUCACAAUAUAGUGGUGAUUAGCAUUUUGGUGUAAUUUGCUAUCUACCAGCGCCCGCUAAGAUAAUAUAUCCCUGGCUGUACAGGCGUGAUCUAUUGCUUGUGCGUCAGUCCCUCUAGGUCCCCCCAGUGUCACACUUUGGAAAAGAUGAGUCUUGUCCAUCUGUCUAGAGUGCUGCCCUAGGGACACCUCUCCUGGAAUGAUGGGUGUUUUCCCUUUAGUAUUGUAAAUAUGUCUGAUUAAAAACAGACUGGCUAUGGAAAGAUGCCUUCUAAAACCAGUAGCCAUUAUGUACCCCAUCUGUCUCCCCCAUCCUUGAGUGUCCCAUUAAUUCUAAAACCCUAGACUUUCCUGUAACUUUGUCCCAACAGCAUUGAAAGAAAAUAAAUCUCACUAUUAAAGUCUGUUUUAAUAAACACGCUUUGUAUUAGGAGACAGAUGUCAAAUCCUUCAUAAAAUACAUGUUUUUUUCCUUUAUCAAUGUUUAUUUUGUUACUUUGUAACGGUGCCAAUCAGAAAUGGCGUCUAAUUUUCCAGAAGAUUUCACAUGCGCGUAAUACCAUAACCUACAAAGCCAAGGUUUCAAGACAUGCGUGUAAUACCAUAACAUACAGAGCCACGGUUUCAAGACAUGCGUGUAAUACCAUAACAUACAGAGCCACGGUUUCAAGAGGUGUGUAAUACCAUAACAUACAGAGCCACGGUUUCAAGACAUGCGUGUAAUACCAUAACAUACAGAGCCACGGUUUCAAGAGGCGUGUAAUACCAUAACAUACAGAGCCACGGUUUUAAGAGAUGCGUGUAAUACCAUAACAUACAGAGCCACGGUUUUAAGACAUGCGUGUAAUACCAUAACAUACAGAGCCACAGUUUCAAGACAUGCGUGUAAUACCAUAACAUACAGAGCCACAGUUUCAAGACAUGCGUGUAAUACCAUAACAUACAGAGCCACGGUUUCAAGACGUGUGUUACCAUGCUUACAAAAUAAUGCACAGGUUGGAUGUCACUGGUAACACAGAGCAAUAAUGGUCUAUCACUUUAUUUUAAAGCAGUUUCCUAGCAACCACUACGGUUAUUUAGUCACAAAAUAUAAAUGGCUGCUCCCUGUAGCCCUGUUUUGCCGCUUUCAUGUCCUAUAUAUACAAUAGGGUUACAAUAUAUUGUGGUGAUUGCUAGCACAGAAUAUUGCAUGUUUUAUAUGGAUAACAGUCUGAUAUCUGUACAGCCAUACAGCCAGUAACAGGCAGUAUAUAUGUAGCACACAGUAUAUUAUUUUGCUUUUCCUUUGUCAUGGUGUUCAAUGAACUAGUAACUUUAUGCAGAGCUUAACACACUGUGUGCCAUGGGAGUCAAAGGUGGCCGGUAUUCAUGGGACUUUUAUAUAAAGAUCUACAGUUUUACCUCUUUAUUGGUUCCUAAAUAAAUAAUAAUAAAUCAUUCUGUCUGAGCACGGAUGUGCAUGUUCCUCAACUUUCCAUAUAUUCAGGUUAAUUACCCUUUUAAGCUUUUACUUGUUAAUCUUCUUUGAUUCAACUGCUCAGUCACGGUCACCUAAACAUAUGUUAUAAUACCGUUCAGCAUCAAAGGAAAUCCUCAUCGUCUCCUAAAUUGACUAUGGCACCCUGUGUUCAUCAGCAUACCCCUCUCCAGCUCGCGCAGAUUCCAUUGCUUGCCUGCUUCCUGUCUUUGUCUCUUGCUGGCUAUAGUUUGCUAUAGUUUGCAUUUUCCCCCUAUUACAGAAGCGUAAAUUUAAAACUCUUCCCUAAUUUGAUCUAAACUUCCUCAUUUUAUCUUCAAAGUGUGUGGUAGUUCUUCACAGAGAUUAACCUACAUUCCCCUUCAUUCACCACAUUCCCACACUUAGCUGUGCUUAGGACAACUGAGGUUAAAAAGGCGUUGUUGGAUAUAGGGGCUCUCUAAGUCAUUGUGUUAAAAAGAAUAUGAGGUCAUUAAAAAGCAGAGUGUCGCUACAGCGUGAAAUGCUCUGCGUACGCCACACUUAACCCAUCGGAGGUGAUAGUGGGGACUUGGCAUUAGAACCUACCUGCUUUUGAGAUGCUCUGGACUGUAACUCCUAUCAUUCAGCCAGAAGAAGACUGUUUACAUAACCUUUAACGCAUGUAACCUCCCCAUAAGACAGACACAGACAGACCUCUCUCUACAUGGAUCGUAAAACUUCAACUAAAUACUCGAAACCCCAAGUAAGAAUUGGGAGUAGGUAUAACGUAGACAAAAUAGGAACUCCUGCAGACCAUUAAUAAUGGCUUUCUUUUAGUCCCCAUUAUUUUUUUUUAUUUUUUUUGCUAUUUAUGUCUUAAAAUGUAUAAUUGCUAAAAAAAAUUAAAAUAAAUAAAUUGCAGUGCAAAAUGCUAGAAAUAGUGACAGUGGCUAAUGAGCGAGGCAGUGCGAGGAUUGCUCUUGGGUUCUGAAAUAGGGCUGCUGGUACAAUCCUGUUAUAUAACAAAACCUUGGGCUGGUUUUUAACAGCCGUGCCUUUAAAUAGCAACAUGUAUUCCUGGCUGAACAAAGAACUCUUCAUUAUCCGGCUGGGAAGAGAACGUUGGACAGGGGUUAAAAUCGAAAUAGACAGCAGAGAGUGAAAAAUUCCCUAAACCUUUCUGUGCCAAAAAAAAUCUGAGUAUUGCUUGUGGUUACCAAGUCCAUAUCGCUUCUCAGGCUUGGCUUGGGGCAGGUAUGAGAAACGUCCUUCUGAGCUCUAGUGAUGGGAACUAGUGAAAUAUCCAGGGGGUCUAAAUAACACAUUAGUCUGCUUUAUUGGGAAUAGCUGCAGUAGUUAGUAUAUUAUAGCCAGAACGUUAAACCUACUGCCAGGUGAAGUGUAUCACAUUGAUUAUAUCGUUACAAUGACACCUGUCUGGGGGUGCGAUAUAUUAGGCAGGAGGUUAACAGUCAGGUCUUAUAUUUCAUGUGUUGGAAGCAGGAAAAAUGGGCAAACGAAAAGAUCUGAGUGAUUUUUGACAAGAACCAAAUAGUGAUGGCUACACAACUGGGUCAGAGCGUUUUCAUCUCUUAAUUGUGUGUGUGUGUUUUUUUUUCCUUUUAUUUCCAUUGCAUUAAUAAACUUGUCCUUUAAGAUUGCUGUCCAAGUAUUUCUCAAUCCAUCGAUGGACUUAUUUCGUAUUGCGGACUUUCUCCAAGAUUGCAGAGCAUUGUGGGAGAUGUAGUUACUGUUGGCUCUACCGAUUGCCCAAAUCACCGCUUUAAAAAAUGAAAUAAGCGAAUUUACAGUCAUUCGUCAGUGAUGCUGGAUUUUAGUCAUUUCUACCAUAGAUAGACCUGUUCACGUAAUGCAAUUAAAAAGGUUUGUUGGGCAGCAGUGCUCCUAUUCUCCCACAGUACGAGGAGCUAGACUCUGCCGUGAUAAAACGUAUCUCUGUUUAGCCUGGGGGCUGCAUUGUAUUUUUCAAUGUGUCACUGGCGGUUAAUUCCGCUAUGGCAAUCUACUGCCAACUAAGUACGUUUCUCCCCCCUCCUCCUUAAUAACACAGGUGCAGUAUUUGUUUUCUGGCGCUAGAAGAGUUAAUCGUUGGAGUGCUUUAAUUGGGUUUAAUUGAGGACAAGUUCCAGACCAUCCCAUGGAGCUCCGAUAAAUUAGAUUGUUUAUUUAUAAAAGCAUCAAAGUACUGUAUAGCUGGAAGGAAAUGGGGUGCAAUCCAUGGGGUAUUUAUUCACUAAAUUGGGGAUCGCCAGCUAUUCAAUGUGAAUUACAAAAUUUUUACUUAAAAUUUAAAAUUCACUUUAGUCAAUAACUCUGCCUAGGAAAGAGAGCACCAAGAGAAUUACGCACAAGAGCUUACAAUCUAGGAAUGGGGGUGAGAAUGAUUCAGGGGGUGUCACUGGGCUCAGUAUAGGUUCCAGUAUGUUCUGGAUGUAACCACAGUGAAAUAUUGUGGAGAUUUAAUGAAAAUGUUAGUUCAGGUUUUUUUUUAACUGUGGUUCGUGGCAGUUCACAUCUAAACCUUGAAUGCCCCCAGCGUGUCCCUGCUCUGUCUGGACGGAUAUUUAAGGUCAGAGUUAAAGAAUUUACAGCACUGCAGAUGCUGUUAAAGUCCUGUACAGCUCCUUUUUACGUUUCCUUGGUCUCCUCCUUCGAAGGGGCUCUUCAAAUGUAACGCCAAUUCUCUGGGAUUGUUAGCAAACUGUUUUUAUCCCGAAUAAUUCUUGAAUGGUUUCGUUAUACGUCGUAUGUCUUAUUCUGAGUGCUGUAUCAGUGUAUUGGCAUGUGUUCCUGUACAUUCUGGGUUUUUUCUAUUUCUGCGAAUGGAGUUACCUGACCAGAACGUGUGCUGGAGUAUUAUGUAACACAUGUACUGAUAUAUUCUACUGCUCUCCCAAUUUCUCUCUUCUUUAUAUAAGAAAUGUAAAAAAUAAAAGUACUGUGCUGAUUCUUCGUCGGCCAGCUUCAGAUGGACUAAAUGAAAUAGAACCCAUUCCUGAUAGAGGAUAAUGGGAAUUGUAGUCUACCUCCAGUUAGUCGCAUGUUGUCAAAUUAUGAAUGACAUUGUUUCUGAAAGCACUCCAGAUAUUUCUGCGGUGCAAUAUACUUGUAGAGUGGACUAAUGAAGGGUAACUCUAGGAACAGUCUCCACAUAACGCAGAGCAUUUUGGGAAAUGUAGUAAGAGGAGAAGUAGAUAAAGCCGUUGACCCUCUCUCCUUUUAUUUCUAGUGCUGCGGUGGGAAUUGGAUUCUAUGGCAACAGCGAGACAAACGAUGGAGUGUAUCAACUGACCUACUCCCUGGACAACGCUAACCAUACGCUUGCCGGAAUCGAUUCUCUGGUAAGGAUUGAGUUAAUAAAAAUAACUCAUGUAUUUUGUCCUCCGACUCCCAGUUGAUGAUGUGUUACAGUAUCUGGUUGACUGACUGUUUUGUCACAACAUGACGCCUGUCUUAUCUUUAUCUCUGCAUCAAUAUAUUAAAAGAUUAACUUCUUGUCCCUGAAUUGCACAAGAACUCAGAGUUGUGACUAUAGACCGUCCGGACUAUUCACCGCUAUCUGUGGGAGAGCGAGAUUGGAAGGUGCACUGGAGAGGAGGAAGAGAGGAAAGAAGGACAGAUUUAAAGAGUUGGAGAAAGAAGAAUGAGAGGGCUGGCUAAGGGUCUUAGAGUGAUUGUUUAUAGAGAUCUGAUACAAAUCAUGGAUGCUGCCAGAGACCUAGAUCUUGUGUUAUUUUAUUGCACACUGGAUGAUGGCCAUACUUUCUUCUAGAGAUGUUUUUUUUUGUCAUUCCAAGCUGGUAUUAUGUCUUCGUGUGCGAGAACAGAGAUGACGCAGUUGGUGUAGCUGUGAGUGACCUUUCAUGGACAACAUCCUCUACACUAGGAUCUCACAGCUGGCGCGGGUAUUGCAAAGCUAUCAGACCCAUGGGAGCUUUGGGCAAUCCUGAGCUUUCUCUGAUUCCAGUGUCACGGAGCAUUCUAUAGCCAUUUAAAUAGACAUGCCUCCUAAGUGUCCCUAUUCAGUAAGGACAGUCCUUAUCAUCGGCACAAAUCCCUCCGCAGCAAUGAACAUAGUACAAAUCAGCCUCAAUACAUACUGCAAAAACCAAAGAAAGUUACCUGCGCUCUUUCCCAAAUCCCUAUGUUUAUUUAAGCAAAUGGAGAUGAUUUAGUUUCUCCAAUGGCCAUGAGAGACUUUAGCCCGCCUGCCACGUCAAGGCAAAUCUCUCACGUGGGUCCUACACUAACCUUUCUCCUUGCUUCCUUGAGCUUCUGGCAAAGAUAUCUCCAAUGAGUCAAUGAUCCCACUAAAACAUUGUUCAGUGUUCAGCACCACACCGCCAAAGAGUCCCUGUUUAGGAGGAACAGUCCUUUUUUUGGUCCCAAAUUCCUCUGCUCCUCUUUUCUCUCAUAAUGUCCCUCUUUUCUAGGAGCUCCAUAUUGUUGGUGUGUCUGACUGUAUAACAGAGCUCUACAGUAAUAAUACUCCCAGUAAUGUGGCUGAGUGUAUAACAGAGCUCCACAGCAAUAAUACUCCCAGUAAUGUCUUUAAACUACAAUAAAUGUGUUUGGAAAUCAGUCUGUGUAAAUAAGAUAAAUUGUUCUUCUUUUAAAUUACACACCCCUAAAAUGAAAGUGUCCCUCUUGUCCAUGUGAAAUGUUGGGAGGUAAGAGACCGCUCUGGAUUAAACGAUAUCGCUGUUUUCCUGUAAGACAUUCUGAGCUGGGAGGAGGGGGGGCCUGCUAUAUUUAGAGAUAUUAAUCCUCUGUUAAAGUGAACUGUUAUCCACAAAUGUAUGAAUUUAUUAAAUCUGCCACUGCCUUAUAAACCGUAAUCUGUAUAUUGUGGAAGUUAAACCCCCAUUGUUAAAAUGCUGGAUAUGUUUUGACCCCCUGCUGGCUGCAUUCUUGAUAUCUCUAUGCGGAACUAAUAUCUACAUAAUUUCUCUAACACAGCGUACAGUGACGUCUGCCUUUGUCUGACCAGAUGUUAGUGGACUACAUUUCCCAAGAUCCUCGACUAACCUUGGGAAAUGCAUUUCACUCUUGUCUGGGGAGCAAAGGUAACAGUUACUGGUAUAAAUUAAAUUGUAUGUCCUGUGAUAUUGGUCUGAGGUGUGCACUCUCUGCAUCUCUGAUAUUAGUACAGAGUACUGCGUCUGUAACCAAGUGAAAUCCAUAUAAUUAAUAGAAUGUAUUAGCUUUAUUUAGGAUAUUAUAUCUGCGCUACGUUUAGCAUAUUAUAUCUGCGCUGUUUAUUAUAUUAGUGCUGCGGUAAGGAUAUUAUAUUAGCGCUGCGUUUAGGAUAUUAUAUUAGCGCUGCGUUUAGGAUAUUAUAUUAGCGCUGCGUUUAGGAUAUAUUAGCGCUGCGUUUAGGAUAUUAUAUUAGCGAUGCGUGUAGGAUAUUAUAUUAGAGCUGCGUGUAGGAUAUUAUAUUAGAGCUGCGUUUAGGAUAUUAUAUUAGCGCUGCGUUUAGGAUAUUAGCGCUGCGUUUAGGAUAUUAUAUUAGCGCUGCGUUUAGGAUAUUAUAUUAGCGCUGCGUUUAGGAUAUUAUAUUAGCGCUACGUUUAGCAUAGUAUAUUAGCGCUACAUUUAGGAUAUAUUAGCGCUACAUUUAGGAUAUAUUAGCGAUAUGUUUAGGAUAUUCUAUCUGCGCUGUGUUUAGGAUUUAUUAGCGCUGUGUUUAGGAUAUUAGCUUUGUGUUUAGGAUAUUAUAUUUGCGCUACGUUUGGGAUAUUAUAUUAGCUCUAUAGAAUGUAAGCUCGAUUGAGCAGGGUCCUCUUCAACCUAUUGUUCCCGUAAAUUGUUUUUUUUAAUUGUCCUAUUUAUAGUUAAAUCCCCCUCUCAUAAUAUUGUAAAGUCAUACGGAAUCUGUCGGUGCUAUAUAAAUGGCGUUGAUGAUAAUAGUGCUACGUUUAGGAUAUUUAUAUUAGCGUUACGUUUAAGAUUAUUAUAUUAGUGCUGUGUUUUGAUAUAUUUGCACUACGUUUAGGAUAAUAUAUUAGCGCUUUGUUUAGGUUAUAUUAGCGCUACGUUUAGGAUAUUAUAUGUGUGCUGCGUUUAGGAUAUUUUAUUUUUUUUAAUUUUUUUUGUCAAUCUGGUUUUAUUGAAGGCAUAUAAGAUGGGGUACAUAAGAGAAAGCAGGGGAAAUGUACGGGUGGUUUACAAUAUAAGGUUGAUACAUCAUUCAGCAAGAGUACGUUUCAUUUCCAGAAUAACAAUGCCUCAUUUUUUUAAGUUUAAACUGUAGUAUGAAUAUACAAGCUAUGGAUCGUAAGAUCCGGUAUGUAACAUGCUAAAUUAACAAUGCAUUAACUAGUCUUAAUGUACCAACAGUAUAAUACAGUGUAGGUUAAACUGAGGCAGCUGGUAUGCAUUUGCUAGUCGUAUGUUGUAUAUAGGUAAUCCAUGUAUCCUGCUAACUGUGCCUAAACUGCGUGUUGUAAUACAAGCUGAGAGCAAGCAGUUAUAAUAUGUGAACACAUUUAAUGCGCUUGUGACAUAACUGUAGUGCACCAUAGUGGGGGAUUGCUCAAACUGCACUUAGCUUAAUACAUGUGUGAGGGAUGUGACCGGUGAAGCGUUUAGUGGUGGUGUUCUGCUGGACCCACUGGUGAGUUGCAUGAGUUUCUAGUAAGCAGUGUCCUGGUGUGAACUGCAAGUGGAGUCAUUUAUCUAGUUUGGAAACACGCUGGAUUAUCCACCAACCUCCCGGAGCCAGUCUGGUGUACUCUAUGCAAGAGGAUGGGAUAUGUAAUAUGGCUACUCAGUGGAGGCUCAAUUUAGUGUAUCUGCGUGGACAAUUCAUGCUGUGCCCUAAAGAGUCCUUGGCUGUUGGUGGCAUGUAGUGGGGUCGCAGGCUUACGGUCCAUCUAUCAGCCUGCUGGGGAGGUCGGAGCCAUGAGUUGGACGGGUCAACAAGAGGCUGGUGAGUUGUUGGUACAAGGAGGGAGCACUCCAGCCCCAGGCCGGAAUGAAGGCCAGCACCUGCAGUCCACAGACUCGGGUUCUCGUGGUCGAGGCCGGAUCUACCCUCUGUUGGGUGCCAUGGGGUGCUCGGAUGUUCUGCCGUCGCCUGCGAUGGUCGGGCUUCUGGCGGUGUGGUUGGUGCCGUGGAUGUUUCCUCCGGGAGGCCUUCAGCCCAGAAAGGAUUGCAGGGCGGGCUGCGACAUUGGACUUGUGUGGUUUACCCGAUGUAGGGCUUUUCCAGCUCCGCACCUCGUCCCUCCUUACUGUUCCCACCGGGUCAGGUGGUUCCCAUCUGCAACAUAGCUUCAGGCGCUCCCAGAGCCUGUCUCGUCUCUCAGCGUGCUGCUUUGAUGGGCUGGCGCGGGCUUUUGCCACUGAGUUGCGGCCGCCAUCUUGUGUGGCCCACUGGCCGCGUUGUUCAGGCUGCGGGGUAUAGCUGGGGCUUGUGGUGUCUUUUGCCCUGGUUUGGUGGGGACCGAGAUGACCCCCGCCGGUCCAAGGGGGGGGGGGGGGAAGGGGACCCAUGUCGAGGUUGUCGCUUAAUAUGGCCCCAGGAGAGCGGCUGUCUCCCCCGUGGUCCGUUUGUCUCGAUGCGUGGUAUUCCUCGCUGCUAGGCUCCGGUUUCUGCGGUCGGAGCUGCAAGCUUCGCGUACCGUUAGGUGCCGCUUCAGGUGCUGGUUAUCCUUCUCAGUCUGGUAGGCUGUUCCAGGCUCAGUAGGUCGCCGCUAGGGCUCAGAUUAUGCCCAUUGCCACCGGAGCAUUUAGCAUGUGCAUCCGGCCAUCUUGACGGUCAGGCUCGCCCCGCGUUUAGGAUAUUAUAUGUGCGUUGUGUUUAGGAUAUUGUAUGUGCGCUGUGUUUAGGAUAUUAUAUGUGCGCUGCGUUUCGGAUAUUAUAUAAGCGCUGCAUUUAGGAUGUUAUAUUAGCGCUACGUGUAGGAUAUAUUUGCGCUAUGUUUAGUAUAUUAUAUUAGCGCCAUGUUUAGGAUAUUAUAUUAGCGCUACGUUUAGGAUAUUUGCGCUACGUUUAGGAUAUAUUAGCGCCAUGUUUAGGAUAUUAUAUUAGCGCUACGUUUAGGAUAUUAUAUUUGCGCUGCGUUUAGGAUAUUAUAUGUGCGCUGCGUUUAGGAUAUUAUAUGUGCGCUGCGUUUAGGAUAUUAUAUGUGCGCUGUGUUUAGGAUAUUAUAUGUGCGCUGCGUUUAGGAUAUUAUAUUAGCGCCGUGUUUAGGAUAUUAUAUGCGCCCUGCGUUUUAGGAUAUUAUAUGCGCCAUGUUUAGGAUAUUAUAUGUGCGCCAUGUUUAGGAUAUUACAGUUGCACAGACAAUCUCCUUUUCUCAGGCCGCCCGCUUCCCUAAGUGGGUAUUGUAAAAAGAAUCAAAUGAUGUUACUGAUGGGUUCCUCAAUUUACUCAUUAUGGGGCCGGAGUGUCUGUCAGCUGAAAGCCGAUUUAAUUUAUCUGCUUUCAGAUGUGAAAAGCUGCAUCCACUACAGACCUCAGAACCUAUUACUCGCUGUGUAAUCAACCUCACAUCUCUUAUUUCCGCUCGCCAGACCGCAGAGCGCUCAUACAAUACCCUAUUCUCCUCUACCCUCCCUGGCUAACCCAGCUGCUGGCCUACCCUCCCCCUCUCCCAGCACUGCUUUCUCAAACUGGGAUUUAAAUCUUCCCUGGGGACCAGUUUCCAGCUGCUGCUUUUUUUUUGAACCCUCUCAGACUGGGCAUAGAACAGGGCAGAGGGUAACACCGUGAAUCCUUAACCCCUUUAUCAUCACAAGGGGACAAGCAAAUCCUAUUGCCGUCCUGUCUUAUAUGGGGUGUUAUCGGUGUUUAAGGGGUUAAAAUGAGAUGCAUUGUUUUAAUUGAUCUCUUCCAAUAUGGAUCCCGUAUUAAUCUUUAUAGAAAACAAGCUGGGUGGCCACUUAGUUUCUUUCCAGAAAAGUUUAAAAAAAAAUGUAUAACCAGAAUAGAAUUCUGGGACUCGUGGUCCAAUAGCUGGAAUGCCUUGGUUAAAUAUCUGUGUGCCACGUCAUAUAAUGACAAUUCCCAACCGUGAAGAUAACUUUCUUUAUAUUGUAAAUUGUAAUCUGACAAUAACGGAUCUUUGUAACUACCACACCCAACAAUUAACAUGGAGUAACUAAUUGCUGCAUUGCUGUCUUUAUAAAGGGUUUAUCAGUGCUGCACCUGCUGACAUUUCAAAUGGACAGAGAGACACUUUCAUUUUAGGAGUGUGAGUGGGGGUGACCAGAGGCUGGCUGUUCUGAUAAAUGUUAGAUUUAUCCAACUAAAAUGUAAUUUAUAACAAGAACAACAAAUCUUCUUUACACAGACUGAUUUCUAAACACAUUUACUGUAGUUUAAAGACACAUUACUGGGAGUAUUAUUGCUGUGGAGCUCUGUUAUACACUCAGACACAUUACUGGGAGUAUUAUUACUGUGGGGCUCUGUUAUACACUGACACAUUACUGGGAGUAUUAUUGCUGUGGAGCUCUGUUAUACACUCAGACACAUUACUGGGAGUAUUAUUGCUGUGGAGCUCUGUUAUACACUCAGACACAUUACUGGGAGUAUUAUUGCUGUGGAGCUCUGUUAUACACUCAGACACAUUACUGGGAGUAUUAUUGCUGUGGAGCUCUGUUAUACACUCAGACACAUUACUGGGAGUAUUAUUGCUGUGGAGCUCUGUUAUACACUCAGACACAUUACUGGGAGUAUUAUUGCUGUGGAGCUCUGUUAUACACUCAGACACAUUACUGGGAGUAUUAUUACUGCGGAGCUCUGUGAUCCACUUGGACACAUUACUGGGAAUAUUAUUGCUUUGGAGCUCUGUUAUACACUCAGACACAUUACUGGGAGUAUUAUUGCUUUGGAGCUCUGUUAUACACUCAGACUCGCCACCAAUAUGAAGUUCCUAGAAAAGAGGGACAUGAGAGAAAAGAGGGGCGGAGGGACUUGGGACCAAAAAAGGGACUGUCCCUCCUAAACAGGGACACUUGGGUGGUAUGUUGCUGAGCCCGUCACAGUGUUUUAGUGGGAUCACUGUAUAUGACAAGAAUGCCUUAUUUAGAUAUACAGCAGCUUAUGAUUAAUAUUCUCCCACUGGUUCCAAAGGGGAAUGCCGAAAUUUCACCUCUUCCAAUGGAGGCGUUAACCCGAGCUCAGUUUAGUCAUUAUUCAUACUUUCAGUAUCGGUGAUGAGCAAUAUCUUUUAUCUUGUUGCCCAUGAAAUAGUUAAAGUGCAGCAAUAUAUUUACAAUGUCUUGGAAAUGUGAGGGUUAUUUCCUAAACUGAGAAUUAAAAAUAACCUAAAAGGAAAUUGCUAAUUUUAGCCCACUAUACCCCAACGAGGAAUUAGACGGUAUUCUAUCAAAUUUCCCUACACUCGCUAUUUGAAUGUUACAUGUGCUGUUCCCUUGUCAGCUCUCCUGCUAGAUGUUACCGUUUCUUUUUAAUGCUGUUGACAAAAGAUGCCUAGACUUGCAAGAGUUAACAGAAAUAGCAGCAAGUAGUCAUGUGAUUUUAUUACAAGGGGCGCAUGCACACUUAUAGAUCACUAACCCAAGCGAGCACUAAGACAAAGCAUGCAGUAUUGUGGGCUGGACUUGGAUUUUGUCCCAGGAGCUUGUGAUCUAAUAGUAAAAUAAGACUAUCCCAAGCAGCGUACAGGGCGUUGGAAAAUAUACUAAGUUUGUAUCGUGAAAGUUUCUGUACUAUGAGAAUCUGGACACAUUCCUGUUUUUCACACCAGAAAGACAUUUUAAUGCACUUUAUCUCAAAUCUUAUUGUUUUUUUUUUUUUUCUUAAUGUAGCAAAGUGAGGAAAUAUAAGUUUACAUGGUCACUUCUCGGUGACAAAUUACAACAUGUGUUUGAAACAAAUCCACACUACAGCUAAUGCACCAAUUAGCCACGCGAACUGGUGCCGAUUUUUCAUGUUGCCUUAUUUAACAUCUGUUUACUCUUGAGAGAUUUAUUGAGUAUUUUAAGGCUGUGCACAGAAACGGGAUUUGCUGUCCCAGAGGAACAGGUGACAUUGAGAGCAAUGCAUUAUUAGUUACAGGGGUUUUUAAGCAAACUGUGUGCAUUAUAACCGUAUCUCCUAAUUCUGUGUGUAUCUACCUAUAGCUUACCUUGGAUUGAAUACAUUUUCGGAAUUUUAUUUUAAUUUAAUGUUCCUGGUGCCACUGUUAACCAGCUGUUCCUACCGUAGAAGUUGAUUUGAUCGCCAGCAGCAGCCACCAGUCGAGUUAAACAUAGCUAUGAGAAACCGUAAGGGGGAUCAGAAUGGAGUCGUACAGGGUAUUCAAUAAGUAGGGACAAUAAGGGUAAAUAUUCCUGAUGUAACUUAAUCAGAAUUUGAAAAAUAAACAUAAUACGAAUUUUAUUUUAUUUUUUAUAGUAUAGAAAAACCAGAAACACGGCCAUGUUUCUUUAAUACCGUAAUUGGGGCUGUUUAAUAUUUCCUACUAUGGAUUGCAUUUUAAACUGGGAUAAACCCAUGUUUUCCUCUCAUUAUCCCCAGGUUUCGGGCACCAGCUUUAAGAUGAAGGAAGGUUUGGACGAGCACUUGUUGCGCCUAAGCGAGAUCUUUGCGGUGAAAGGCGAUUAUGUGCAGAGUUUGCGGAUAAUGCAGAGAAUGGCUGGGAAUAUCAUCCAGCAGCUCUCCAGCUUGCCCAACUGGCAAGGAACCACCAUUAACCUCUCUCAGAUUGCCUGGGAGGCCAGCGUCAUCGAAUAUUACAGGUAGCCGGGGGCACUGGGGGGAAGCUGGUUUGGUUGCACAGUGAAGGCCAUGUGUUGCUGCCAUGUUUUGACUGUUCUGGGAUGUCACCAGAUGAACUGCAGGACUACGAACAGCACUUGGUCAGACAGUUACUGUGUGUGCGGGAGAGGAUUCACAAUCAGUCUCAAUGCAUCCCAAAAAUCCAGAUGUUAUCAGUCUCCCCAUUGUAGCAGAAUUAAGGAAUCUGUGAAAUACUGCUGGGCUGGAUGAGGGAAGUUUGUCGAUCCAAUGAUCUGUUAAACGGACCUGUUCCUCUUUAUAGUUGUUUUAAGGUGUGUCUGGAUUCAGAACCGCAGGAAGCAAUCCUGGGUUACAAUCCAUUGGUUUCCAUGGUGACUGCUCAAUUUUGAGAACUUUGUUGCAGAAUUACACUUUAUACAUAUCAUUAAAUUUCUGAUUUUGGUGUUUGGCCAAAUGUGAACUUUGAUAAUUUUUUAAUUUCUGAGAUGAUUUAAUGUUUUAGUUUGUCUUUGUCAGAUUCCUCCCCCUAUAUCUGACUGAGGGUAUUUAAUGGUCUUGUUUCCCUCCUGCAGGUGGCUGUCUUAUCUGUUUCUUUUUAUCUUUGACCUGGUUAUCUGUCUUGUUACCUGUUUGGGACUGGCCAAGCGAUCCAAGUAUCUCCUCAUCACGUGAGUAACUGCUAGAACGCACACUGGGAACUCACACGGGGAGAGAUUUAUCAACCUGUUGCAGACUCUUCCUGUUUGUUUUGCUCAGUUUAUUAAAUCUGUUUUUUUUUUUUUGUUUGUUGCUUCACUUUGCGCCUUGCUGUUAUUUUUGAAUGUGUGACAUUUGUCUGGCCAAGCAAUCAUUCUUCCCAUCAUUUUUUUUUAUACAAGGAGAUGUAGUUUGUCUCUAUUUUUCCCUCUAAAAUGCUGCAUUUGUAAAAACUCUAAAAUGUGCGUUACUUCCAAAUAAUGUCCGAUAUGAGAUUGAAGGCUGAUUCAUUUUAAAACCAGUUUAAUAAAUAAUUAGAUGUAAGGGCCAAAAGUAAAAGUUACUUUUUGGAACACCCAGAUUAACAUUUACCAGGAGCGGGCAGAAUGUAGAACUCAAGCUGCUACGAUUAGAAGUCCUUUGAUGAUUUGCAAUCCUGAAAGUUGUAGAAUUCUGUGACUUUAAUGUGAAAGCCAAAAAGCAUGAGCUUUUAUAUGUGGGGCAAGGCCGUGUGUCUAUACUGUAAUGUGCCAUUAUCCAGGAGCAUGCAGGCAGAGAACUCAGUGAGACAUCAGUACAAAACAUUGGAUCACAGCAAAGUAAAACGACAGAAUAUGGCUUUCACGCUAUGUCAAUACCAAUUACACUGCAACCUCUGAAAGCCCCCCAGUAUAACAGAUCUGAGAGGGGAGAGAUUUGCAAUGCUGAUCAAUAUUAACCUCUUCACUAUUUCAGUAUUGGCCCCAACCAAAAAAUAACGCUUGAAUUCAGAUUUUUAUAUUGUGAAAAUAUAAUGCAAACGUCUUUGAUUUGUAAGGUAUAUUAAUACAGGAAAACAUGUAUACACAAGGGGUUAUGCAAUGACUCUGCCCCCUGUGUGUGCGGGUUAUUGAGAGGUGAGGGUCUGGUGGUUCUGGGUGUCCACGUCUUAGAUGGAAUUGGUUUAUGUUUAGGCCGUGAAUUGAUGAGAGCUUCUAUUUAUACAUUAUAUUUUGUGGCUGUUUUAUGUCUCUUAUCUACUUAUCUCCUUUACAUUGGGUCUCAUUAAACGGAUAUGUAAUGCAAUGUGUCGUAAAUCAGCAAUUAUACUGGAUAACUCUGAGUUCUUUUAAUUGUUGUGUUACAAAGCAGUGCUGGGAGCCCGCAGUUUAUACGGGAAGAGAAACAGGAGAUACAGAGAUUGAUGCUCUCCAUCUGCUCACUGCUUCCCCUGAGACUCUCUGAUUACAGCUUAUUCUGUCUUCCUUUCCUCCUCUCAGGCUGCACCCAUUGAUUUCUAAUAGUGCUGCCCGGGACAGAGUGAGAUCCAUGGGGUGGGGGGGUAAAACUAAUUGUAUCGGAGUCAGAGAUCUAAGGGCUGCGUAGAUCUAAAUUAUUCACAAGCUGCAUAGAGAGACUGUUGGACGUGCUUGACCAAGGCUGAUCUGUUUGCAUAAUGGAGGCGCUGCAGUGACCAGCUGUGGGCUGGGGUAGUGUUUAGAUAUGUUUGUGUGUGUUUAUGUAUAGAGUUCUGUAAAAUAAACACCUAUCACUUAGACUGGAGUGACUGCUUUCUGGACCAGUUUAUUUGUCCACGGUUUACAACAAAAUCGUGAUUUAGAGAUUUCUAGUUAUCUUUUCUGUUUCCGUCUGUCUAUCUGUCUCUUUCUUGCUCUCCCGAGAUAAGGAUGCUAGAGGGCAAUGAGAAGGCGAGAGUGAGGGUCUUUGAAAGCUCCUAAUGGAGUUUAGUAUUUUUCGCAAUGCACAAUAUUCCGUGUGCGCAGAUGAUGGGGAUGGAGUGGGAAUGGGAAUCCAUUAUAUACACAGAAAUGGUGGAAGCUGGCCCAGGGAGCUUGCAAUCUGUUAACUCUUCUAGAAGUGCCUGUAAGAAUUCAGUGUUUGUUUUGUGAAAGACGGUGACAGUGUUUUCUGUUUUGUUUGCAGUAUGCUGUGCUUUGGUCUCAUGACUGUAACGAUGAGCUGGGCAUCUCUGGCUCUCGAUGCUGCUUCCUCGGUGGUAAGUUUCUCUCAGUCCUUGACAAGGAGAGCCAGGUUACCGAUCACCUACCUGUAUACACCAACAUUGUUUUAUUCUACCAGCUGAAUCUGCACGUCUCUCUCCUGCACAAAGAGUUAUAACAUAUUAACCCUGUAAAGCCAAACUUACAACCAAAGCUUGUUUUCCUGCUCCUCCCUACCUGGGGUAAUCAUAACUAAGUUUCACAAUCCAACUAUUGUGGACUACAUAUCCCAAUGUGCACAGUUACAGCAUCAUAGGAAAUAUAUUCCACAUUAGCUAUAGUGGUGUAGGUGUGCCUCUUCUUCCUUAAUGUAGGCACCCAAGGUGGGUAUAAAGAUAUACAGUAUCUCACAAAAGUGAGUAAACCCUUCACAUUUUUGUAAAUAUUUUAUUAAAAAUUUUCAUGUGACAACACUGAAGAAAUGACACUCUGCUACAAUGUAAAGUAGUAAGUGUACAGCCUGUAUAACAGGGUAUAUGUGCUGCCCCCUCAAAAUAACUCAACACACAGCCAUUAAUGUCUAAACCGUUGGCAACAAUAGUGAGUACACCCCUAAGUGGAAAUGUCCAAAUUGGGCUUAAAGUGUCAAUAUUUUGUGUGGCCACCAUUAUUUUACAGCACUGCCUUAACCCUCAUGGGCAUGGAGCUCACCGGAGCUUCACAAGUUGCCACUGGGGUCCUCUUCCACUCCCCCAUGUAGGCAUCACAGAGCUGGUAGAUGUUAGAGACCUUGCGCUCCCCCACCUUCCGUUUGAGGAUGCCCCACAGAACCACAAUGCAGUUUAGGUCUGGAGACAUGCUUGGCCAGUCCAUCACCUUUACCUUCAGCUUCUUUAGCAAGGCAUUGGACGUCUUGGAGGUGUGUUUGGGAUCGUUAUCAUGUUGGAAUACUGCCCUGUGGCCCAGUCUCCGAAGGCAGGGGAUUAUGCUCUGCUUCAGUAUGUCACAGUACAUGUUGGCAUUCAUGGUUCCCUCAAUGAACUGUAGCUCCCCAGUGCCGGCAGCACUCAUUCAGGCCAGACCAUGAUACUCCUACCACCAUGCUUGACUGUAGGCAAGACACACUUGUCUUUGUACUCCUCACCUGGUUGCCGCCACAUACGCUUGACACCAUCUGAACCAAAUAAAUGUAUCUUGUUCUCAUCGGACCACAGGACAUGGUUCCAGUAAUCCAUGUCCUUAGUCUGCUUGUCUUCAGCAAACUGUUUGCGGGCUUUCUUGUGCAUCAUCUUUAGAAGAGGCUUCCUUCUGGGAAGACAGCCAUGCAGACCAAUUUGAUGUAGUGUGCGGCAUAUGGUCUGAGCACUGACAGGCUGACCCCCCACCCCUUCAAACUCUGCAGCAAUGCUGGUAGCACUCAUACACUAUUUCCCAAAGACAAUCUCUGGAUAUGACGCUGAGCACGUGUACUCAACUUCUUUGGUUGACCAUGGCGAGGCCUGUUCUGAGUGCUGUCCUGUGAAACCGCUGUAUGGUCUUGCUCACCGUGCUGCAGCUCAUUUUCGGGUCUUGGCAAUCUUCUUAUAGCCAAGGCCAUCUUUAUGUAGAGCAACAAUUUGUCUUUUUCAGGUCCUCAGAGAGUUCUUUGUCAUAAGGUGCCAUGUUGAACUUUCAGUGACCAGUGUGAGAGCGAUAACACCAAAUUUAACACACCUGAGACCUUAUAACACAUGGGUCGUCAACCUGGUCCCUAUGGCUCACUAGUGGGCGUUUGUUUUCCAGGUGGGCGGUAGGGUUUCGGUUGCACAACAAGCUAAUGCUAAAUCUUCCUAUUGAGAGAGUGGGCGGGCGCGUGCGAGUGCACGGGCGUGAGUGCAGUAACACACAUGACGAACACACAAGUAAUACACAAGUACAACGCGUGCAAACACAAGAAUGCCUGCACGCGAACAAGAGAACGGGUGCAUGCGCGUGCCAAUGCAAGCGAGUGUGACACAUGGGAAGGGGAGGAGUGGAAGCUGAUGCACGAUAGCAGGGUCAGGCAGAAGCUUAGCAGAGCAGUUGCAAAACAGGAGAAAGAAAAUGUAUCGACAGGACAAGGAGAGAAUUGUUGUUGGCUAAUAACUCAGCCUUGCUUUUGUACAUUGCCAUAAGGAAGGUAAAAGAAAAGCAUAAAAAAGAAGAUAAGGAAAAGAUCCCAAAAAGUUUUUUAAAAAGGGAAGAAAAAUAGAAAAAAGGGGAUAAAAUAAAGGAGCAGAGUACUUGUACAAUAGAAGAAAGAAGCAGCAGAGUACUUGUAGAAUAGGAGAAAGAAGGAGCAGAUUACUUGUAGAAUAGGAGAAAGAAGGAGCAGAGUACUUGUAGAAUAGGAGAAAGAAGGAGUACUUGUAGAAUAGGAGAAAGGAGUAGAGUACUUGUAGAAUAGGAGAGAGAGUACUUGUAGAAUAGGAGGAGCAGAGUACUUGUAGAAUAGGAGGAGCAGAGUACUUGUAGAAUAGGAGGAGCAGAGUACUUGUAGAAUAGGAGGAGGAGAGUACUUGUAGAAUAGGAGAAAGAAGGAGCAGAGUACUUGUAGAAUGGGAGAAAGAAGGAGCAGAGUACUUGUAGAAUAGGAGAAAGAAGGAGGAGAGUGCUUGUAGAAUAGGAGAAAGAAGGAGCAGAGUACUUGUAGAAUAGGAGAAAGAAGGAGCAGAGUACUUGUAGAAUAUAAGAAAGGAGGAGCAGAGUACUUGUAGAAUAGGAGAAAGAAGGAGGAGAGUGCUUGUAGAAUAGGAGAAAGGAGUAGAGUACUUGUAGAAUAGGAGGAGCAGAGUACUUGUAGAAUAGGAGGAGCAGAGUACUUGUAGAAUAGGAGGAGCAGAGUACUUGUAGAAUAGGAGAAAGAAGGAGCAGAGUACUUGUAGAAUGGGAGAAAGAAGGAGCAGAGUACUUGUAGAAUAGGAGAAAGAAGGAGCAGAGUACUUGUAGAAUGGGAGAAAGAAGGAGCAGAGUAUUUGUAGAAUGGGAGAAAGAAGGAGCAGAGUUUUUCCAUUAAGGAGAAAGAAGGAGCAGAGUACUUGUAGAAUGGGAGAAAGAAGGAGCAGAGUACACUAGCGAGUUAGAAAGAAGGAGCAGAGUAAAUGUAGAAUGGGAGAAAGAAGGAGCAUUUCCACUUAUGGGGUGUACUCACUUUUGUUGCCAACGGUUUAGACAUUAAUGGCUGUGUGUGGAGUUAUUUUGAGGGGACCGCAGAUUUACCCUGUUAUACCGGCUGUACACUUACUAAAUUACAUUGUAGCAGUGUUAUUUCUUCAGUGUUGUCACAUGAAAAGAUAUAAUAAAAUAUUCACAAAAAUGUGAGCUACUGUAUCUAUGUACCAGCAUUUUAUUGCUACCAGACAAAGAAUUUUCUUUUUCAUGAAAUUGGAGCAAUUCACUGAAAUGUUUUGCAUUAUAACUUUUUCAUCCAAGUACUCCAGCGACAGCAGGGACCCCCAAGCCAUAUUAAUAAGCCGUCCCUUUAAUUGAACUUUGUUACCCAGACAGCGUCAAAUAGCCAGAUAGCGUGGUGAGAGAGCCAAGGAGUAAUGUAGGGGUCCUUCCUCUCCAAGUAAAAUGAUACUACUGGAACCCUGCGUGUUUAAUCGCCCACAGAAUUAGUCAUUACUCGCUCUAUAGAGCCAGCAUAGGCUGUAGUGUAGCUUUGUUAAAGGUGGCUAUUUCUCUGUGGUUUUUCCACGGAGUUCUCCAACAUGCAUGGCAGAAUCUGAGAGAGGUAGAAGCAUAGAACAGGCUUUAUCUGAUAAACUGUAUCAGCAGAAUAAUCAUAGUAAGUGCACAUUAAGUAUCAUGGACACAAAGCGUUUGGCAAUUCUCUCACUUUAAAUGGUCCACUCAUUCCCCAAGGCAUGAAUUAGUCUGAAUCCACUUUAUCGUGAUGAAUCCAACUAGUGAAUUUAAACAUCCAGUGUUUUCACUCUGUGAGAGUCUGGGGUUCCAAGGGUUACUCAUUAGGGAGGGGGGUGAUUCGCUGUAAUGUGGAUCUAUAAUCUGCGCUUACAUUUCUGCAAUGUAAACACUCGUACAUCAUGCCUUUCCACUGACCGAACCUGUUACGAUGACAGUUCAGGCACUUUAAGCUCAUCACGGUUAGCGAUCCUGCGGCCAUUAUACUCGCCUAGCAAGCGUUUCUCACCAUUCUCUUCCUGGAAUAUAUUUUCUUUGACAUUCUGUAUCUGAUCUCAGGUGGUAGGCAGCGUGAUCUUAAAGGCUAAGCAUCAUCAGAGGAACAAGGGUUGUGAGAUUGGCCCCAAGUGGUUUUAGAACAAUCCCUUGGGUUUUCUAAAGAGAUUACAAAGUGGCCAUUUUCAUUCAUUUUAAUCAUUUAACAGCGGUCACUAAUGUAUUCCUUGCACAAGUACACCGUUGCGUUGGGGCGUUUUCAUGUGUUUUGGUAAUGGAAUGCUGACAGUUGUUAUAAUCGUUCUUUUAAUGUAUAGCUUUCAUGUUUUAUACCGAACGAAAUAAACGUGAAAACACAACACACAAGAUGGAUAAGUGUCAUGGCUAAAGAGUGUUCGGGUUAUUCACUGAAUGAUCAAAUUCAAUCUAAAUUUCAAAUCAGUAAUUCUUGCAUGUUAAUAAUCCCUUAUAAAAUGCUAAUUUUAUCUUUAUCAAACACCAAAUUCCAAGAGGAUUUACUCUAAACAAAUCCAGUAGAAAAGAAAUUUGAAAAAAAAAAAUUCACAUUAAAAUUUGCCAGCUCUGCUCACAGAAGCAGAUCUUUAGUUUUCAAAUUCCCCUUAUUUUGAGUGAUAUCAAGUAUUCGGGGUAGGAGAGGAUCAGGGGGCAGGGAGGAGACUUGCUAUUAUUCUAAUUCUUUAUUUUUCGAUUGGGUAAGCAUUCAGUAAAGCUUUCAGUAAUCCAGUACCAUAGAGAGACUGGGUAUUAAACCUAAAUCAUUUCCUAAGGUUACGGAAUACAAUCAAUAACGAUAUCUCUCUCAAUGCGUAAAUCUCUAAAUAUCUCUAAAGCAUAAAUUUAUGCUGAGCCCAUACAGCUUGGCUCUUUCCUCUGCAAAAGUUAAUUACUUCAAUACCCUCAUAACCACACUCUCCCGCGAACCCAAACGACUAUUUGACACACUUAACUCUCUUCUUCACCCUGUUGUUCCUCCUCCACCUACUAACGUGACCGCCUCAGACUUUGCAACUCUCUUCACUGAUAAGAUCUCUACAAUCAGGGAAGAGAUCUCUCAUCUUUCUUCUUCCCCUUGCAUCUCAUCUGUACUCUGUCUUCUUCUCUUUCUCCACCUCUCACUAAAAUUCUCAAUCUCUCUCUCUCUCCUCUGGUAUAUUUCCAUUGCCCUUCAAACAUGCAACUGUAACCCCAAUACUAAAGUUUCUUUCUCUGGCUCUGCAUCUUCUCCCCAACUCCUCUCUGUUGGUGUCCCCCAAGGUUCAGUCCUUGGUCCCCUACUGUUCUCCAUCUAUACUGCCUCCCUUGGUAAACUCAUUGGCUCCUUUGGCUUCCAAUAUCAUUUCUAUGCAGAUGAUACGCAAAUCUACCUGUCCUCUCCUGAUCUCUCCCCGUCCCUCUUGACUAGUGUCUCUGACUGACUGCUUCUCUGCUAUUUCUAACUGGAUGUUUGCCCACUUCCUUAAACUAAACUUGACCAAAACUGAAAUUCUGGUCUUUCCUCCCUCAAGUGUUGUUACUCCUGUGUCUGUUUCCCUCCAAGUCAACGGUGCUACCAUCAGCUCCACCAUGCAGGCUAGCUGCCUAGGUGUUCUCUUUUGACUCCGACCUCUCCUUCACACCUCAUGUUCAGUCUAUCGUCAAAUCCUGUCAUUUCCAUCUCAAAAACAUUAAGCGCAUCCGCCCCAACUUAACGCCAGAUGGGCCUUGACUACUGUAAUCCACUUCUCGGUGGUCUUACGUGCUCCAAACUUGCGCCGUUACAGUCCAUAAUGAAUGCGGCAGCGAGGCUCAUCUUCCUGUCCACCCACACCUCCCAUGCCUCACCCUUCUGUCAGUCCCUACAUUGGCUUCCUAUAAAAUAUAGAGCUCAAUUUAAAAUUCUGGUUCUUGCUUUGAAAUCGCUUCAUAAUGCUGCUCCCUUAUACACAAGUAUGUCCCGUCUAGGCCCUUACGAUCUGCUGAAGACUUACGUCUAUCUUCUGUCCGUACUCCCACCUCUGAUGCUUGCCUUCAAGAUUUCUCGAGGGCUGCACCGUUCCUGUGGAACUCGCUUCCCUCCUCCUAUGAUGCUCACCCAGUCUCCACUCCUUCAAAAAAUCGUUAAAAACCCACUUCUUCAUAAAAGCAUAUCAAUUAAACUGUUAAUAGCUCCCGACUGAUUCCUCUUCUGCAACUGUCACUAGUCUAAUACUAUCCUUACCUUUUUGUGUCAUUUUACCCCACUCCUCUAGCAUGUAAGCUCAUUGAGCAGGGCCCUCAACCCCUCUGUUCCUGUGUCCAACUUGUCUGGUUACAACUACAUGUCUGUUCGUCCACCCAUUGUAAAGAGCUGCAGAAUUUGAUGGGGCUAUAUAAAUAACAUAAUAAUAAUAAUCCAUAUCUGACUUCUGCUAGUCUUUACACUUAAAGUAAAACAACAAAAAAAGAAAACUGAUACAGAAACCAGAAGAUGUAAACACCCCACCGCAACACACAUUCUAGGUUAUCCUACACCCGAGUGUUUCUAUUCCUCCCAUAUAGUCCAUGGUUUAGUCAAGGAUUUCUUUUUUUUUUUUAAUGUUUUUAUUAUUUGCGAAGAUUGUUUAAAUAUAACAUUGAGACUCGCAGGUCUCCACAAUUAUAGUAUGUAUACGGUUCGACAAUAUGCAUUGUGUACAGACAGAAGGGAUAUCUGAAUAGUUGCAGGUAAAGUGGCUCGCAGGCCCAGGUAUAAUUCGGACUCACAGGUCCUUAUUGGUGUUGCUGGGCAUGCAUUACCGUGCGGAUGUGAUGGAGUUUACUGGGUCAUAUAUCGUUACUAGUAUUGUAUUUAAUCAGAUAUUCACCUGUUUAUCUAUGCAUUGCGCUUCGGGUCGAAGUCUCUUCCUGAUCUAUUAAUGUGAGAAAUAGUUUCCGUGUGUCGACUAGCAGAUUGUGUGGGAGAUGCCCUAGUCUUUCUCGCUUAAUUGGUAGGCUAUGGGUGUCGUCGCUAAUCCUUAUGGCAGAGUCUGCGGUUCGCGUGGUUCCCUUGUCGUGUCCUUCAUGUUGCUGUUGCUGAUGUUGUUGAUUCUCGUGUGUAGCUUUCUAUACUGCAUUAUAGGUGUGUGCAUCAUUAAUAUCUUAAGGAGAGUAUGGCGUAGAUCUAAGUAAUGUUCAAUCGUAUGCUUUGUAUGUGUGUGUAUUUCCUUCCAUCUACUUUUUCGGUGAUGGUAUGUGCAGCAAGGCAUAUCUCGUGUUCUCUAUGGAUCGGAUAGCCUCCCACAUCACCUUUUAACUGGGUGCUUAUCCUUUUUCGGAGGUUAGCAUGUCCUAUGUCUGGUGGUGUGGCUCUCCGACCUCCACCCCUGGGCCCCAGGAUCUGUUAGUCUAAUGGGUGAGAGGAUAGGAGGGGUGUGAACAGGGUUUAGGUAUAAUGAGAGGGUGCAGGGAGUGAUCUGUAUUAAGCAGGGUUCGUGUCUGCUGUUGCCCCGUUAGUGGCUUCGGGAGCGUCCUCGUCUUGCCUGUAACGGGUUAUAUAUAGGAACCAUGGUAGCCACAUCUCUGUAUGUUUUGUUCCGCUUCCUGUCAGGGAGGCAUGUAUUUCUUCUGCUCCUUGGAUGUUUUCCACCACUUUUUUCCAGUGUGCCGGCAUGUUCACUUUGGCUGCAUUUAACAGGUGACGCAGUAUCGAAUUUAAAUUAUUAUUUUUUUGUACGACUGGAUAGAUUGCGUCGAGAUGUGCAGCAGGGCCAGUUCUGCAUUCCAGUCCGGUAUGUGUCCCAGGAUAUUGGUCACGGUGUCCUUAAUCAUUACCCAGUAUGGGACGAUGUCCCUGCAUUCCCACCAUAUAUGUAUCAAUGUGCCACGUUCUGCCUGGCAUCUCCAGCAUAUCGGGGUGAUCCAUGGGAAGAUCCGGUGUAACAGGGAUGUUGUUCUGUACCAUAGGGAGAGCAAUUUGUGGUUCACCUCCUGAUAAUAUGAACUCGUAAAGCUUUUCUGCUGCCAUAGCAAUGCCGUAUCCCAUUGUGAGGGUGUAAGUGUCUUUCCGAGCUGUCCUUCCCACUGGCGACGAAAGGUCUGGGUUGUAUCUCCUAUAACUAAGUGUUGAUAGUGCCGAGAUUGCGUGGUCUAAUGGGAAGCCUUCGUCACAGAGAUCCUCGAACCAGGUAAGUUCACUAUGCAGGCGGUCUUUAUGUGGCAUCGUUUCGUAAUAAUGUUUCAGUUGUAGGUAUCUGAGUAUCGUGAGGGGGUCCUUGGUUCUUCUCCCAGCAGUGAGGUUAGGUCCCGGAGCCUGCCCCCUUCUAGAGCUUUAUGAAUGGGGAUAUAUUUCCUUGUACUCGGAAUGGGCCAUGCCCCAGGGGGGGAGUACCCCUCCUAUGGCCCAGUUAUGUGUGAGCGGAAUCAUUAGGCUGGGUUUAGGCGAUACGUGGCUCUGGUCUCUGUGACCUCCAGCUAAGGAUCGUUUGUGGUAUUAACCCCUCGUUAUUGUUUUGGGUCACCAGUUCCCUGGCCCCGCCAUAUCUUCAUUUCGAGCGUUGGUCCGAUGAGACCUUUGUCAGGCUCUACCCAUUGUUUCGUCGUAGGUUCCAAGUGCCAGUCCAGUAUAUGUUGCAUUACCGUAGCUUGGUGAUAUUUCUUAAGAUCCGGUAGUGCUAGUCCCCCGUGGUUCCUUGGUUGGCAAAGGAUGUCGUGUCGGAUUCUGGAACGUUCGCCAUGCCAAACAAAUUUAAUUAUCGACAUUUUUAAGGAGGAGAAGAUCCCUGGUAUAGCUAGUGGAAUAGUCUGCAUGUGGUAUAGGAUUCUCGGUAGUAUAUUCAUUUUGAGCACCGCCACUCUUCCGUGCCAGGUUACGCGUGGGUACGACCGUCUAGUCAGGUCAGCGAGGAUUGUCUUUAGAAGAGGUGUGAAGUUGAAUCGGUAUAUAUCUUCUGAGUCUGUGGCCACCCAUAUGCCCAGGUACUUCAUCUUGCCAUAGCACCAGCGGAAUGUGAAUUGCGAUUCUAGGGAUAUGUAUUCUUCUGUAGGGAUUGUGAUGUUCAAGACUUCGCAUUUUGAGAGAUUAAGCUUGAACCCCGAUAUCUUUCCGAAUUUAUCUAAUUCUGAGAGGAGACACGGCAGUGUGGUUCUGGGGUUCUGUAUGAAAAAAAGGAGGUCGUCCGCGUAUGCGGCCACUUUGAUGUGUUUCUUGCCAGUUGUACCCUUGAAUAUUUGGGUUUAGGCGAAUUGCCUGUAGUAGUGGUUCCAAGGACAUUGCGAACAGCAGCGGUGAGAGUGGCCAUCCCUAUCGGGUGCCAUUGCUGAUAGCAAAAUCAGCUGUCAUGGCCCUGUUGACUCUCACAGUCGCGCGUGGUUUGCUAUAUAAGGCUGAUAUCCAUGCGAGGAGCCUCUGCCCGCAUCCCAUCUGUUGCAAGGUCGCCAUCAUGUACGCCCAGUCGACUCUAUCAAAUGCUAGAAUGUAAUAGUCGGGUCUUUGUCUUCCUUGUGUGUUGUUGAAUUGAGAAGAGUCGUAAUGUGCUAUCCCUGGCCUCCCUACCCGGGAUGAAGUCCGUCUGGUCUACUUGUAUCAGUUCUGGGAGGAGGUGGUUGAGCCUAUUCGCUAUAACUUUCAGGAAUAAUUUGGCAUCUACGUUUAGCAACGAGAUGGGACGAUAGCUGCUGCAUGACAGUGGGUCCUUUCCCCAUUUAAGCAAGACUUUAAUGGUCGCAGCCAGGAAUUCUGCGCCUAGGCUCUCUCCGUCUCCCACAGCGUUGUUCGCUUUGGUUAGCCAUGGCAGCUUUGGUUAGGCUUGAGAAGCUCUUAUAAUAUCCAGUCGAGAAGCUGUCUGGACCCGGUGCAUUGCCCGAUUUGGUCACUUUGAGUGCCGCCGCCAGCUCUUCUGUGCUGAUCGGUGCGUCGAGUGUUGACGCUGAUUCUUGACUAAUCAUGUUGGUGAUAGUGUUGGACAAGUAGUCCCUUAUGUUUGUGGUGUUGCUUACGUCUCGGGCUAUCCCCGAAGGCGGGUGUAGAUUGUAAAGGGUCUGGUAGAAGGUCCUGAACUCUUCGGCGAUCUUCUGUGGAAAGGGGGUCACUUCCCCCGAGGCAAGGCGCAGUUUGCGUAUUUGUCUACGGGGCAUGGGACCCUUUAGUAGCCUUGCUAAGUAUUUCCCCCCUUUAUUAGCGUGGGCAUAGUAAAAGUCCUUUGUGCGCUGCAGGUUUCGGAGAUGCUUUUUUAUGAUGUGUUCUUUAAGUUUUCUUCUGUGUUCCAUCAGUUCCCCGUAGACUCCAUUUAAUUGGGACCUUUUGUGCUGGCUUUCCAGUGUUGAUAUCUUUUGGUACAGGUCAGUCAUCUCAACCACAUUUGCUUUUCGUGUUUGCGAUGCAAUGCGAAUAAGUAUGCCGCAGAUAAUGCUCUUAUGAGCUUCCCAUACGGUUAUCAGAGAUGCCUCCGGUAGGCCAUUUUCUCUAAAAUAGUGUUCUAGCUCUUGGUUUAUCUGUUCUUUAGUGCCUGGGUCCAAUAGGAGUGCCUCGUUAAGUCUCCAGGUCCAAGUUGAUGGGCGGAACAUGGGGGACUCCAGUUUCAUCCUGACCGAGCCAUGAUCCGACCACGUAGCUGGGUCGAUGUCGGCUCUAAGUAGGCGGGCAAGUCCCUCUUGUGUAAUGAAGAGGUAAUCUAUGCAUGAAUAGCGAUUGUGAAGGGUGGAAUAAUAGAUAUAGUCUUCCACCGAUGGAUUGAGCGUUCUCCAACAGUCAACCAACCUCAGGUCUUCCAGCGAUCGACGGAUAGAACUUAUGCUACCCUGUGGAAUACAGCUAUGUCCCGAUGAGUCUAGCACUGGGUCCAAGGGUACAUUGAAGUCCCCCCCCACAAUCAGUAUUCCAUCCGUGAAGUCCUCCAGUAUGUGCAGUGCAUUUUGGAGGAAGGGGGCUUGUCUUCGGUUGGGGACAUAGAUGUUUGCCAAAGUGUAUAUCCUGUCUGCUAUGACGCCUUUUAAGAAGAGGUACCGUCCUUGUGAAUCUUGUGCUCGCUCUAUUUCUUUGAAUUCAAGCUCGGCCGCUAGUAUUAUGGCUGUCCCUGAUUUUUGAGCCGUCGAAUGGUUGGAGAAAUAAUUGUUUGGGUAAUGCCUGUUUUGUAGUUUAGGUGCCGCGCCUUCCUUGAAGUGGGUUUCCUGGAUCAUGGCCACUGCUAUGUGCUUUUUCUUCAAUUCCCUCAGCAGGUGGGUCCUGCGUUCAGGUAUAUUGAGGCCCCUGCAGUUCUGGGUGAGGACCCUCAGGGGCGUAUUUUCGGGAAGGCUAUUCUCAUGGUGUGUUCUUUCUUAGUUCCGUGUUGUAUCCAAGAUCCUGUUAGUCCCUUUGGGGUACCUGUCAGGGCACGCGCCCCCGACACAGAUCAGCUUGGAAAAGGUGGAGUGGGGAGGGGGGAGAAGGACGAGAGGGAUGGAAAAGUAGCGUUUAAGGUUUCAUAGACAGUCCAGGGCCCAGGUUCCUGGGGAGUGGGGUCAGCCGAGGUCUGUUGUAGUUAAAAGGAGCAGUGUGCCCGGGUUGUGGGUGUCCUCCCUGGUGUCGGGCUAAUCCCGAAAUUUAGCCCCCCUGUAGGGAGAUGGGGUGGGGGGGGGGUUCUCGUGCUGCAACCAGCACUAUUAGGGUAUUGCGCCGGUUCCUGCCCAGGAGUCAAGAGUGUCUACAGCCUGGCUGCACUGCUCUUAGCACAAGUGUGUGUUUUGGGAAGCGCGAGUCAGGCUCCGCCAAAGGAUAUGGUCAACUCAUCUGUCCGCCCCACCCGACCCCCUGUAGCUAGUGUCAGGCUAUCAGCUUUUCCCUACGUAGAGGGUGCGCCAUAGCGUCUCAAUUGUAUGUCUCGAUAACAUUGCCAGUACAUCAGAUAGCGUUAAUGUUUCCCGCCCCAGUAUCCCCUGUCUCCCCCAUGUACCCCCUAGACGGUGAGCCCUCUCUCUGUUUCCAACACGGCCCUGCCGAUCAUCCCCCGGCCUAAAUGCUUAAUUUUCAGCAGUGGGGUGUACUAAGGGGUUAUAUUCACAUCGUAGUUAUAUAUUGCAGUGACAUUAUCAAAACAUAUUUCAGUAUAGCGUUUUCUGUUACCUUUGGCAUUCCUCAUCCAUCCUUCCAAUGGUGAGCGUCUGCCCAUUUCCAUGGUAUUCCUGUCGAGUAUCGCUCGGUCUCAAUGUUUAACUAUUAGUGAUAACUCAUACUAAAGGAGUGUGUUCAUAUCCUAGUUAUAUAGUGCAUUUAACAAUUACAAAACAAAUUUCAACGUUGAGUUUUCAGUAUCCCCUGGUAUCCCCCAUCCAACCCUCUGACUACCAGCAUCUGCUCAUUUCCAACAUAUUCCCGCUGAGUACCCCCUUGUUACUCAGGUCGUGUGUGUGCCGGGUUCCCCCCGGGCCCUGGGUUGCAGUGUCUUCCGGUCUAGUAGCUUCUGUCCCCCUGUUUGUCACUCAGGUGUCCCUCUAUGUAGGUCUGUGAGUUCCCUCCUGAUCAGUGGUGCAAUACCUGGCAUGGUUUCCAGUUGGCUGUGAGGGUGUGGAGUUAAUGUCUCCCUCCUCGAGAUUCCCACCCGUGUCCCCCCAAAAAAGGGGGGGUGUCCCACGUUUAGCGGUGAUAGUCGCGCCUCUGUGGUGGGAGGUCGUAUGUGGUGAGAUGCGUCGUCCUAUUUCCCUUACCUCUCAUUCACCCCCCUACAAAAUAUAGCCUAUAGCUUUCCCGUGUGCCUCCUCCCCCUCUGCGGCAUGGAUCCUGCAUGUAUAGGUAUACGCUUGUAAACACCGGUGACAAAAUCAUGAAAUAUCCACGUGACAGUGUCUUGAAUGCAGAUCGGGACUCAGUUUGUCGUAGUGCUCGACCAUGCCCUCACCCAGUUAGCCCCCUCCCCAAACAGGUGGACCCAGGCCUCUGUGGAGAAGUGUCCCUUGGAGUGCUAAUUUAGGGGGGGCAGAUGGGCAGUCAUGAUGGCUGUAACCCAGCGGGUGUGUGCCCGCGGUCCCAUGUCCCCCUCCACCCCCCACCCAAGAUCCCCCGAGUGGUGACCCAGCGUACCUGAGGUGUUCCAAUCAUCGGGGGUUGGUGCAGUUCACAGUUGCCCAGCCACUUCAAGGAGUCUCCAGCAGCUCUCGUUAUAGGGUCUAAUUUUGGAGGCAGCAUGGGUCAGGUUUCUGGGGUACUGAUGUCAUCUCGGGUGGGUAGGUACUCACUCCUCCAGGGAUGUCGGGUUCCUGCGCCGUCUGGCAGGCUGAGCGGAGGGGGAUCGUGCUUCUCGCCGCCUGGGUCCUCUCUGUGUUCUCUGCGGAGGGGGCGAUGGUCCCAGGAUCCAGUUGGGGACGACCUGUGUCGGAAGGCCCAGUUCCUCCAUGAACCUUGGUACUUCUUCAGGCCAGCGUAUUGAGAUCCAGCCAUUGCGGUGUCUGGCCAUCAGGGCUAAUGGGAACCCCCAUUUGUAUGUUAUAUUGCGUUCCCUUAAUGCGGUCGUCACUGGACGGAGAGCCCGCUGGGCCUCCAAUGUGAUGGGGGACAGGUCGUUGUACAGUGCCACUUGAGUGCCUCUGUAGGGCCAUGUUGGUCUUUCCCGGGCCUUCUUCAUAAUGGCAUAUUUAAUUGGGAAGGAGUGUAGGCAGCAUAUGAGAUCUCUCUGCCCUUCUUCCAGAGUUCUGGGCCGCGUUCUGUGUGCCCUCUCGAACUCCAUGUGAUGUGGUAAGGUCGGCUGUAGAAGGGUUUGGAAGAGUUCGGUAAGUAUCUCUUCGACAUUUUCUGCUCCCUCAGCCUCCGGCACUCCGCGGAUGCAGAUAUUGCACCUCUGGCCUCUGUUAUCCACCUCCUCGAGGUGCCGUCUCGUCGACAGUAGCAUCGUGCCUUGGCGCGCUAUCUCUGCGUCCAUAGAUGCAGUGCGCACUGUGAGGGCCUCAGACACCUCUUCCGCCGCUGUGAUGCGGCCUGCAUGUGAUGCGACCUACGAUCGGAUCCCCGCCAUUUCUGCUCUUAGAGUGUCUUGAAUGGUGGUGGUAAGUGUCCUGAGGUCAUCUUUUGUGGCCAUGGAGGCAGUCAGGCUCCGCAGCCUAUCCUCAAUUCUUUCGAGGGUUGUGCCAUCCGACCCUGACUGAGAUGUCGGCGCCAUUUUGGGGCUUCCCAGCUUUCCGCUGGUGCCCGGUUGUGGUUGUAGAAACCCGUCCAGGGGGCCCUGUUGGAGGCUCCUUGGGGUCUGGGGCUGCUCUGGUCAUUUAUUGCGACCUAUUUAGCUGAGUUUACUGCGUAUUAUAAGCUGUCUCAGGGUCCGGUGGUGCGGAGCUCUCCCUCUACACGGCCAUCUCAGUUAGAGCCGGAACCACGCCCCUAGUCAAGGAUUUCAUUGAAUUGUGGAACAAAGUCGUUAAUUUGUCCAUCAGAAAGUUAUAGUCUAUCCUACUCUUAACCUCUGACAUAAUCAAGACUUGUAUAUUCAUCCAACACGCCGCCAGUGUGAUUUUAUUCACCAAUUUUUGGGAAUGUUCAGGUAGAUUGUCGGUGGUCUUGGACAAGCGGAAAGCCCAAGAAUCCAAGUCAAAGGGCCCAUAAAUACCUGAGAUCAUGAUUUGAUGUUUACUCAGUAACUACGUACCCAUGGACAAUUCCACAACAUAUCUAUAGGUGUUCCCUGUGACCCAACUGUCGCCAGCCAUAAAUCUGUUGGAGUUUUCCCUAUAAGGUAGAGUAAUAGAAUUGGUUUACAAACAACAUAUUAAUCUCAGAGAAGUGAGAAUUCGUAAUCUUGAAAAGUAGACCUUGUGAAAGUCCAUGCAAAUUGUCAUGAAGCCCAACUGAGUAGACUAGGAAAAAGAGCUGAAAUCCCUGAACUUAAUGGCUUGUGGAAUCAGGAGCACCUAUAACGCCUGCGAGACUGGAGGAUGAUUUUUAAUAAAUAAUUUUAUCCAUUCUUACCUCUCUGCUUGUGCUGCUGGUGAUAUGAUGCCCUCUGCUGCAUGACACUAUAUUGCACUCUCUGCAGCAAUUCUAGUCAUUCUCUCUCCCUAUUUCUUUUUCCUGUAUUUGUAAUUUUUGUACCCCAAAGUUUCCUCACCCGGAGUCCUGUAUCCUCUCAGUCCAUCAUUUAUCGUUUCCCGUCUUGUCAUGCUCUGCAUGGCACUUGAUUUCUGAGUCCUGAAUAAAUUCAUAGCUUUGUUAUGAUUUACUUUUAGUCCCAUCUGUGGAAGAGACUCCAUUAGUGGAUUGUGUCACCUCCCGACCCACACAUCACGUCCCAUCCCCUUGUUACAAUAAUGAAUCAGUGUCUUUUCUUUCUCCAGAGAAUUAACGGAGAGAGCUGGGUGGCAGAGCAUGCAAUCUAUUAACUGCCCCCUUAGCCCCCAGACACUGCUGCAUUAGUGGGAUUAUGAAUUUAUUAAUUAGAUUGUCACACAUUCCCAGAGAGACUCUCAUGACAUUUAUCACCUGAAUCCCUUUAUCACUGGCCAACUUAUACAUCUCGGUGUCCUGCACUCUGCAACAGCUUAAUGAAUGGCUGAAACUGUGGCACACGUUACCUAACAUUAAUUAACGGUUUCAGUACUAGCCAUAGUGUAUGGCAACGUAAGCUGCUCUGAUUCUUCAAGGAUACGUCUGUUUGUCUCUGUAUUACUCUUGCUGCUAAAAAUGUAUUAUAGAUUUUUUUUUUUUUGUAAAAAGUUGCGUUUUAAACAUGCUUAGUCUAUAUGUAUUGUAAGGCAAAAGCUUGACUCUUUUACUGUGGUUUUAAAAACACGUUUUGCAAUUUUAAACAUGCUUAAACUUGUUUGACUUUUUAAAGAUCAGGCAUACUAUUUUGAUUAAAAAGUCAUUUUCAUUUUGAUCGGUAGACUGGAAGGUCAGUUUAGGUAAAUGUAGGGGGGAAAAAUGGUGGGGCAGAUCCGACUGCCGAACAGCAUGGAUGUGUGCUAGUUGAGCUCCUCCAAAUCGAAAAGCAAAUCCUUUGCCGUUGGGCACUACAAUCUACUGUGACACCGAAAACGCACUACUGCUGGACAUCAACCCACAGGCAAGACCCCUGCAGGGAAAUCCGGGGCCUUGACUAAAUACUUUAGGGAUACGGCGGAGCAAACAAUACGAUCUGGUAGGCCCCAAUAUGGCGCCGGACUCCGCUCCUCACCAUCGAGCCCCUCAGGAUCCGACAUCAGAGAGAUGCUUCAAGCGCUACCCUCCAAGCAGGACCUAGCCCACAUGUUGAACAAACUGGAGGCCUUAUUCCAGACCAAACUGGACACAAUAGGGGCUGACUUCCAACACUCCAUACAAAGAAUAUGCUCCCUAGAGGAUGACAGGGACAUGAGGCAGACCCAACUGAAAGUCCUGCAAGAAAAUAUGGAAGCACAAAAUGAACACUUCUCAUAUAUGCAACGCUCUCUAGACGAUCUUCAUAAUAGAGGGAGGCAUAACAAUCUAAGAGUGAAAGGCCUUCCCAAAAACGACCAUGAAAAUCUCGCAGUCAUAUUACAGGAGCUCUUCAAUUUAAUACUAGGCCGACCCACACAUACUGGGUUGACAGGGCCCUCAGAGCCCUACAACCAUGAGGCAACUCUUCCGACUUACCCCAGGAUGUGGUUUGGAGACUGCAUUAUGAUGAAUGUAAAAAUAGCGUGCUCAAGGCACUGCGAGAGUCCCAACAACCUCUCCUGUUCGACGCUGCGCCCAUAGCAGUGUACCCAGAUCUGUCCUGGCUGACACUACAAGCCCUCAGUACUCUGAAGCCAAUCACCGACCAGCUCCGCACACGAAACAUGAGAUACCGCUGAGACUUCCCCUUCUCACUCACAGCAACGCACAAGGGAAACACGCGCACCAUCGCAUCAGUCAACCAUGCACCUGCAUUCUUGCCGGAGUUCGACCUUCUUGACAUCCAGAUCUAAGAUUGGUAUGGCGGGAUCCCAGCUCCAAAUAUACCAAGACUGACGCAACAAAACCGCUGGUUACAAACCCCUAAGAAGAGGAGAAUGGAACCGGCAGCGACCGUUAUGGUCCAGCGGUGUUGGGAAAUCAAGUAGCCGAUUUCGGUUCCAGGCACUCGACGACCAAACACCGCUGAACUCUAACAAAGCAAAGAUGGCCGCCGCCACGUGUUCGGUACAUGAACGGCGGCCACACACAGAACGCUCGUUAACGGAUGGAUACAAUGUUUCGGUUUUACUAACAAGGGGCACGCAACCUUCUGGGGGCGUCUCCCAUUCGGUCUUUUGUUCAUUUCAUGAACAGGGUAGUAAUCCACUGUUCGUGAAACUUGAAACAGCGUGUUAGCGGUAUCCGUGUGUAACACACAAAUGCAUAGGAACAUUAGGUGAAAUCUUUACAUACAGAUAAAUUUAACAGGGGUUAAGUUUCUCACGAAUAGAGACAAUGGAAACAGCCAUCAGGCAUAUAUAUAGCCCUACUAUACCCCCACCCUUCUUCCCGUCCAACCCCCUCCCAAAAAAAGAGAAAAAGUAGAGCUAAAUAUUUCCUCUUGCAUUUUGUAUGGGGUGAAGCGCUGCUUAACAUUUAAUACAUACAAUAGGUGGAUCACACAUCUGAUGUCUCUAAAAAAAGACAAAAUAAUAUAGUACAGUAUUGCCAGUACACACAAUGUAUAGAUGUGUAGGGUAUCAAGUACUCACAAGCCUGGAGCCAAAUAAUAGCAUAUGGCUCUCUGGGUAGUGCAGAGGGUCUCUUAAUAGGAUGUCCCCAUCCUUCUUCCAGUUGUUCUUGUAUGAUCUUUAGGACUUCUGGAGUAAAGGCAAAUUGGACUGCUCAAUUCCCAAAAAGAUACUUUAUUGAAUGGAGUAAAAUCAAUGAAAUGCACUAUGUGCAAUAAAAUAAAUAAAAUAAUAAGUAAUUGGAAAAAGUUAACUUGAGUCUAUUUAGUCCAAUAUAGGUUCUGCCUGGUGGCUGAUGGAUCCGGAAUGCAACUGGUGGGGGCUUACUGUAGCCAGGGCCAGAUUAACAUAGGGGCUGAUGGAGCUGCAGCUCCAGGCCCAUGCCCAUGGAAUAGGUACUGUAACGGACCGUUUUGCACUCAAGGGGUAAAAACCGUUUAGGCGAUCGUCCCCCUUUCCAGAGAUGCAGGCACAGCUAUUGUAGAACACCAAACACACGAACCGCCAAUAAGUGAAUGCUCCAAACUCCCGAACGGCAUCCAAUAUAGCACUCCAUACACACGAACAGGAACCAUACGAAUCGCUGCUAGCAGACGAAUAGGAAAAGCAUCCAAGCGGCUUACACUCCUAGCAAUCAGUCUCUAUCGGCAUUCAGUAAAUCCCCCCAAAGACGAGACAAGGCUCCGUGUUGAGGGUCAAGCAGUGGUCUGUUUAAUGAGGGCUACCUGCCCAGUAUUUAUGCAGGUCUCCCACCUGUUGGACACUCCCCUAGGGGACCAAAUGGGAGACUGUGACAAAAGACAGACAAGCAGACAAAUAGGACACACAGUCACAGUAUAUUCCCACAAUGCAUCCUGGCUUCCUCCCCUCUGCCCUGGGAGAUAAUUGAGAAGUAAUUCAAUUAUCUCCCAAGACAAAGGCAAAUCGCCAUUAUGCACGUGGGGAUACUAAAAUAUGAAUUACUAUUAAAAUACACCAUGUAAGACACAUUACAUUAAAACUAUACAUUUAACAUAUCCCCAGAUAGCUCAGGUCUGAGCGCACAUUAUUAAGCGAAUGGCGCUCAGACCACAUGAAUACAGUUCGAUCGCCAUGGAGCCAAAGUCUUUACACAGUCAGUUUCAUGCGAAUGGGUUCCAUGGGAUUCCUAUCUGGGGUAUUACAUAGACAAGUAAAACUACUGAACACCGGCCGUUCUUGUACUUCUACCGAACAAGAAGGGAGGCCGGCGGCUUCAGCGGUGUUCGCGCAAAACUGUGUCCGAUUUUAGUUCCAUGAAUUAAGCGUCGAACACCGCUGUGCAUUCGCAUGGUUAAAAUGGCCGCGACCUCGUGUUCAGGAUACGAAUGGCAGCUACCCAGUAUUCGUCAAUUUAAGCCGCGGUUAACUGCAGCUUCAGGGAGGCUAAUUGCCGGCACACUCCAGCUCCCAGGUGGUCUAUUCAUUCGUGCGGUUGUUCGGUAGAUUGAAUCCACAGAACAACCGGCAGAAAAGCACAAAUAAAGCUUUUCUGCAGGCGAAACAAAGUCUUUUAACAUGGGGCCAUAGUCCAAAGGCAGCAGGCAGGCAACCAGGCUUCUCCAAUGCAAUGUGGCGAGACUGGUCUUGUCACAGGUACAUUGAUUGAAAAAAAAUCUACCUUAGGGUUGCCACCUGGCCAGUAUUUCUCUGGUAUUUGAGGCUACCUAGCCGGUGCCGGUAUUGCAGUAAUACUGGCAAUACAAAUGUCAGUCUCAGUAUAAACAGAUUAUUCUGAAAUACCAGCGCUGGCCAGUAGGGGUCACUGUGUGUGUGGAGAGAGGCAGGGAUAAGAAGUUACAGCAUCUCCAUCCCUGCCUCUCUCUAAUCACUGAUCCAUAGGGGGAGCAGCUCUGCAUAGAAAGUCCAGACAGCAGAGACAGCCUACAGCUCAGGUAAGAGAGGGGUGGGGGGGAAAGGCUGCAGGGAGACAUGGGGACACAGACACCAGGGGACACUGAGACACUAGGGGAAACUGUGAGACAUGGGGACGGUGAGAGACUUGGGCACACUGAGACAUUGGGAGACUGCUUAACAUGGGGACACUAGGGACACAGUGGCCCCUAGUGACUGUCCCUGGUGUCUGUGUCCCUAGUCUCCCAGAGUCAUGGGGACACUGGGAGAAAUGGGGACACAAACACAUGGGGACACAGACACUGACUGGGGGACAAGGGGCACUCCCAGUGUCCCCAUGUCUCCCAGUCAGUGUCCCUAGUAUCUCUGUGUUUCCUAGUCUCCCGAAGUCCCCUUGUCUCUCAGUGUCUGUGUCCCCUAGUAUAAAAGAAAAAAUCUCAGGCACUCACUGUGAUAGAUUUAAGCAGGUUUAUUGGACACUGCAACAUUUUGGCCUGUACCCAGGUCUUUAUCAAGUCUCCAGUGUCCCCUAUGUAUCAGUGUCUCAGUGCCCCAUGUCUCCCAGUGUUUACUCGUGUCUGUCACCCAGUGUCCCUUUGUGUCUGUCACCCAGUGUCCCCAAGUGUCUGUGUCCCCAGGUCUCCCUGUGUUACCUAGUAUCUCAGUGUCCCCAUGUCUCCCAGUGUCCAAAUGUCUGUGUCCCCUAGUGACAUGGGGACACUGGGAGAAAUGGGGACACAGACACUAAGGGACUGGGAGACAUGGGGACACAUACAUGCCCCCUUUUUGGGUAUGUUCGCCCCUUUCAGCAGUUCUAGUUACGUGAUUUGCACCAGUGGCCCACCCUUUUACCCCAUCUAUAGACUUCCUGCUUUACUGGACACUGCUGUUAGAGGGCAUGGAUUUACGUGAAACAUGAAAGUGUGAGAUAAACAUUGGGUAUGUUUUUUUUUUUUGUUUUUUUUUCUCAUAGCUGCAUCCUAUGAGUUUCCCUCCAGCACCAUCUCCAUCAGAUACAUGGCGCUUAGGAGGUAGGACUGUUUUAGUGUUUUUGGUCGAUAAGAUUUUGUAAUGUGAGGACCUCCAGCGUCGCUAAAAUCCCCAUAGGAAAGCAUUGAAAGGUUUCCUAUGGGGAGGGCUAAUGCUGCCGCUCACGCGCAUUAGGUCUCCCCCGCCAGUGGCCGCACAUGCGCAGUCGGUCUCCCCCGUCGGCGGGGGAGGCGUGUGGGCGGACCCUGGUAAGGCUGGACUUUGGUAAGUCACUGAAGGGGUAUUCACCCCUUCAGCAACCUGGGAUGGUGGAUGGGAGGGAGAGGGGACCUGCAGUGCCAGGAAAACGGAUUGUUUUACUUGCACUGGAGAGUCCCUUUAAGAGCUUGAAGCCAGGAUUGGCUUAGGUUUUUAGAAUUUGAACAAAGCACAUUGGAAAGUGAGCCGGAAUUUUUCUUUUCUUUCCAGCAAAGCUACACAGAGAUUUAUUUUCCUCAAAAUAAAAUUGAAUCAUUUUUUAAAAAUAUAUUUAUUUAUUGGAGCACAGGGUCCUGGGACAUUAUGAAGUCCACAUAUUGCUUUUAUUUCUAUUUCUAUGACUGUAUCCUACUUCUAUGUGAGAGUUAUCGUAUUAUUAUAGUGCUCUUCUUUCUCGUUAAUCCUAAAAUAAUUGGCCUUUACUCACAAUUCCCCUAAUAUAACUGCCUUGUACUUGCCAAGUGCCCUUAAAGGAUUGUCCAUUUAUAUCUUAAUUGCCCUAUUAUUCUUAACCUAAAAUGAUUGCCCCUAUAUGUCUUAAUUGCCCUAAAGAUUUUCCUUGCACUUAUUGAUCGCCCUGUACUUCGUGACCUGUUCAUGUCUUGAAGACAAUAGGCUAAUUCCUGAUCAGUCGGAUUCUCCCCCCCCCUCCGCCGCCCCCCCUCACCAGGGAAUAAGGGACUGGGUAUUUGUUGAGUACUUUCCAUUCUCUGAUCUGAUUUCCCUGAUGAUCCCAUACCAGCUCCCCCCUCCCCAGGUCUCCCGAUCAUUGCUAAUGAAAUUCCGCGGCUUUUGCAAGCCUUUGUUAAAAUGCUCACAUUUGCCCAGUUUGCACGUAAUUUCUGUCAUUGGUGUUGGAGCAACCCAGACAUAUUUCAGAUGUAAGAACCAGACUGUAAUUAAUGGUGACAUCCAUUUUAUUAAAGGUGGCGCAGGGCAUUCUGUGCUCACUAGCGAUUUCGGACAUGGCGCUCUGUGAUGCAGGGUUUUUUUAUAUUAUAAUAUAUUUUUUGGAUGAUUUUGAUAUUCCCAGAAUAUAACGAACAUUGAUGGUGUUUUAGGAAUAUCCGUAUUUAAGACAGAAUAUGUUACCCUUAAUCUUCGCUAUUUCACUAGAGCCACUCCUACAGGCCAUACGCAACCAUCCGGACAUCCAAGGCAUCCAAAUCAGACAAGAGAAAUACGCGGUGGCGGCGUACGCGGACAAUGUCCUUUUAACCCUUGCGGACCCGAUACCAUCCCUACAUGCCACGCUAGAAGUGAUAGCCGAAUACUCUAGCUUCUCCGGGUAUAAAAUCAAUCAGACGAAAUCCGUCCUCAUACCCAUAGCGAUGGGCCCACGACAAAUCCAGCUCCUACGAAACUCGUUCCCCUUCCAAAUCUCCACGUCUCACCUCACAUACCUGGGCACCCAACUGUCUCCUAACUUAGAAGACACCUACGACCUCAACUACAGACCACUUUUAAAAACAGCCCACCAGGACCUCCAACGCUGGGACAAGAUGGGGAUCUCUUGGCUAGGCAGAGUCACAACCAUCAAAAUGAAUUUAUUACCACGCUUCCUGUAUCUCUUCCAAACACUACCCAUCCCCAUACAGAAGAAAGACUUUAAAGACCUUCAGACCGCCAUCGACAAAUUUAUAUGGAGGGGCAAACGACCACGCAUUCGCAGAUCAACCAUGUACGUCCCCAAAACCAGCGGGGGCCUCGGACUACCCAACUUCCAACAAUACUACAAUGCGGCACAAUUGGCCCAUGUUCAACACUGGCACGCUCCCCCGAGCACCAAAAGAUGGGUGGAUCUGGAGCACGACGUCAUGGGUUGGGACCUACCAUCAUCAUAUAUGUGGGUACCCCCCGUACAUCGGCCACUCCCACCACCCACCUCCCCGGCAAUUACUCACACGCUAGAGCUGUGGGACAAAUUGAACCCCAAGUACGAACUGUCCUCCUUCAUCUCCCCGGUAACACCUAUUUACCGCAACAAACUAUUCCCACCAGGGAUGGUGGCAAAACAUUUCCGCGCAUUUGACCAAAGGGACAUUUCCAGACUCCUUCACCUAUAUCACCAAGGAGAAAUCAUAGACUACAAAGACUUACCGGACAGCGAAACACUUACAACUGCAGACCACUUUCGAUACAUCCAGCUGAGAGAUCUAGCCAGACAGCCAAUGAUUAAACAAGCGGGGACCUCACCCCCGACACCAUUUGAGAAAAGGUGCUUUGACGCGCCCUUACACCCAGGACAAAUCUCCAGCCUGUACUCAACCCUGACAACGCAUACCUCACACAUUAACCUCACCUACAUCGCCGCAUGGGAACGGGACCUAGGCCCGCCGGAGGAAUCGAGUGACUGGGCGGAAAUUUGGGAGGCAACAAACUCCUUGACAGUAUGCGUCACCCACAAGGAACAGGCAUACAAAACGCUGUUCCGGUGGUACUUGACACCACACAGACUCCACAAAAUGGGCCAAAAACCCGACACCCAAUGCUGGAAGCUGUGUGGCGAAACUGGCUCAUACAUACACUGCUGGUGGACAUGCCCAAAAAUUAAACCGCUCUGGUCGGCAAUCUGUAGUCUCAUAGAACAGAUCCUCAAUAAACCCUAUCUGGCGCAGCCGUGGACGAUACUACUCAAUAAACCUCUGGGCUCCCUCACCAGAAGCGAGAACAAGCUAGCGGCUAGGAUAACGCUGGCGGCCAGGAGAGCGAUCGCAGAACGGUGGGCCGACCACCGAAUUCCUGCACUCUCAACCAUCAUCAACAAGAUCAUAGAAACCCGAGAUCUGGACGAGUUAACCGCGCAGAUACACGACGCUUACAAAGCGUUUCAUAGAACCUGGGACCCCUGGGACAUGAAUUACCCGACGCUGGGCAACAUUGAAGUGACAUAAAGGCCCCACUGGAUAGGCGACCCCACCAGCCCUACUACCAGGCAAAUGCCACGGCGCAACCAUUCCGCACACGCCGGACCCUACACAGGAUGCUGGCAUCACCCUACACCCCCAACCCCACCAACCCAUCACCCCCCGCAUCCACUUCCCCCACGGGGGGCCCCGACGGGCGGGAGGCCGGGGGGAGACAACACCCAUGACCCUACCACAGGAUUCCCCCGAUAGGAGAGGAGGAGGAGCCCCUGGAGAGGAAGGGGCACCCCGGGAACUGCACCUUAGCAGUCCCUGACCCCGACGGAAGGACCAUAGUCAUCCUUCGGGCCGACACGGACCGAAGGGGUGAUCCCCACCCAAGACAAUCACCCGCCCUGAGCCCCAGCACCAGACCGAUAGGGCCCCAACACGGCACAGCCCCAUAGCUCCAACCACCACGAUAGACACGGCACUGGUUCGCCAAGGCCAGACAACAGGAUCAGAGGCGGGACCUCUCACCGCAUAACGAUGGGACAAACCCGUAGACACUAGACCAUCACCCCAGGCCCCCCCCCCCGACUGACCAACUGAAACCCAACACGAGCAGAGAGGGAGCUAACAGUGAGAAUACCCACUCUCCCCCACCUACGAAAUGCAAAAGGCGGGCAGCACAGCUCACCGAACGCACCCACAUUACUCACUAGCCUCAGCCCCCCCCUUUUUUUUUCUUCUCUUCUCUCUCCCUUUUUCCCUCUCCCCGGCCCUUUCUCACCUCCUUUCUCUCCUACGGUACUCCCUCUCCCUUCCAUCCCAACAGAAAAAGGAAGAGAUAACGCUAAAAACCCACAGGUACAGCUAGACCCCAGUUCACCCCCACCCGGUAAAAACGGACAAUGUACAAAAUCAUCCAGUUUGGACAUGGAAAAGACUAAGAACUGCACGUGUUCAGCAGCUAUCAACAGCAAAACUAUUUUGAACGACACGACAGCACUAAGAAACCUGACAUCAUCGGUGUACCACCAUGUCCAAAACCUGUAUGUGACACUAUCCAUGUUCCUUUGAAAAUAAAGAAUUUAUUUAAAAAAAACAAUUGAAAGUAGGAAUACCAGUGACGUGCUACGGCCAUGACUCAAGAAAGGUAGCUAAGGGCAUGCACCUUAGAGCUGCCACAUGGUUACCCGCUCUGCAAAUGAGCGCGGCCACCGCUUGCCACUGGGCCUAUGCGAAUUGUCCUAUGCACCCUUUGUGUACUGUUAUGUUGAUUUAUUGUUCUGUAUGUUCCCCCAAAAAUAUAAAACGUGACAGCAUAUAAAAUCCACCUGUUGUACGAAACAUACACAAGUGAUACGAUGCCAAUUUUGGCUUCUGCGUAAGCCUCAAAGAUUGUAUGACAAUUAUGUUAUUGCACUAUGUCACAACCUAAAUAAAGAAUAAAAAAAUAAAUAAAAAAAAGACAGAAUAUGUUUACAUUCCCUGAUAAACGCGGCCCAGUUACACGUCUCAUUUACGUGGUUUUUUGGGGGUUUUUUUUUUUGUCUUUCAGGGAACCGGUGAUUUCUGUGCAGCUCCCGACAAGUUUAUAAUGAACAUGACACAGGAUCAAGUCACUGCAGGUACAGACCCCCAGCCCGCAUCGCCCACCAAGGCAUUAUUCUUAAUAAAACCCUAGAUGUGUCGUUUAGGAAAAUAACCCAUUUACUUUAACAGAAAUCCACAUUCCUCUGCGGGAAUUCUCCGUCCAAAAUAUCACAGCUUUAUAAAAAAUAAUGUACAGCACAGCUUAGUUCUCAUUUCAUUUUAAUUGCUGGGUUAUAUAAUGAGAUAAAUAUUUGCAAAGGCUUUUCUAAAGAGGGCCUAUAGAUUCUGUGUUUGUGGAAUAAAAUCACUAGUUUUAGGGGUCUUCCGUUGGCACCGCAUUUCAUUAAAGGGGAACCAUCUGUUCCGUGUUUAUACAUCCCCUAUUUAUUUAACAAAUAUGUUUGUGAGGUCUGAUAAGUAAAAUUAAGUGGGGGAAUCCACACCAUUAUAUUUACCUCUAACCCCACCAAUGUAAUGUGUGCCUUGAAUGUGGUGUCAUAUGCUAAAUAUGUGAUAUGUAUUUAAACUAGAGUAUCACAUUAAAAAAAGCUAUUCACAAGUAUUGAGUGGUUUCAAUAUUUUAUCAGUGUGUGAUGGGUCCUUUUUAAAAUGAAAUAAAAUAAAUCGUAUAUAAUUUCAAUGCGCAGGCUCAAUUCAUCUUCCAGAAUUCAACAUUUUACCCAGUGAAUUAUGAUAUGGAUACUUUGUAACUCUGAAUAUUGCCAAAGUUGAUGAAAUGUGUUUGUCUUGUAGAAGUCGUUCAUUACUAUCUCUACUGCAGCCAGACUCUGAGGAACCCAUUCCAACAGGUACAGUGUAUGAAAUGACAAUGUGACAAUAUGUAACCUCUUCCCAAUGUCUUCAGAAAGAUCAGACCGGGAGCUGUUCUGACAACGACUGAGGUUGCCUCAAAGCAUUUUUCUGUACAGUCAAGAAACAAAUAUCUGCAUGAGCAAACUGCACUUUUAUAUUCUAAUGCCGGUGUGGUUAUGUAAAAUUCCUUUCAGAAUUAGUUUAGAUCUCUGAUCACAGAAACCUCUCACUUGCAUGGCUCUACACAUACGUGUGACUUGCCAGGAGUUUGAAGUUAGUUACAAAUUUUAAGAUUGAAAUAAUGAACAGAAUGAAACCGAAGCUGGACUGAGAAUUGUUAUAAUUUUAUUUAUUUUUUUUCUUAAAAUUUGAAUUCCACAUGUUCAAUUAAAGAGCAUAAUCAAAGCCUGGGUAAUACAUACCCCACAACAUGCGGAUACCCCCAGCAAAGAGUUGUUGACGCUGUAUGACUAUCCCUCAGUUAUGCAGCCCUAAGGCAUAACACCAUAACCCCAGACUUCUCUUUUAUGGCACAGUGGAAUAGGGAACAAACACACUUUACAAAAGAUCAGUGGUUGCGAUCAAUCUUAGCACUAAAGGGUAUAACAUCCUGCUACUCACAUGUGGAAGCACACACAAAAUUGGUUUACAGAUGGAACCUCACACCAGAUAAACUAAAAAAAAAUUCACCCACUAUCCUCAGCACAAUGUUGGAGUUGUGAACAGCACAGAGGUACAAUGAGUCACAUAUGGUGGCACUGUCCGAAUAUACAACCGUUGUGGACAGAGGUCCAGAAAAUAUGUAACUCCCUGGGGGUCCUCAAAGGAAAGAUCACACCUGAUAUAGGUCUGUUUCUACUAUUACCUACAAACACCCCUUUCCCAGAUAGACAGCUAAUGAUAAUUGUAAUCAUGGCAGCACGUAACCUCCUAGCAUAGCAUUGGAAACAAAAAGUAUGUCCACCGUCACAACUAUUGUAUAGUAAAAUACGACAAUACCUUAGGUACGAACAAUUGUCUACGGCUACGCCUAAACAUAGGCAUGCCACACAUAAUAAUUGGCAAAAAUUGAUCAAUUUCGAUCCACCGUCAGCGCCAUAGCCUGAGACUAACAACCCACACAGGUAUUAGAUAGCCAGGUAUAAUGGGAGGGCAGCCCAGAAGACCUCACAAUAACAGAGGGCAGCGCUGGUACAUACAUACACAUAUAUAUUCCAAAAUAGUAAUGGCUGCUCUCUGGUCUUUAAACUUUUAAAGACCGGAGAGCAGCCAUUACUAUUUUGGAAUUGUGUUAUGUGGAGCCCUGGUAUAUGCACCCGGCAGUGAAGUGAUUGAAGCGUGAGUGCAGGGGAUUUUUGCAAUAUAUAUAUAUCUCUCUAUCUCAGCAACACUGGCCAUAGAAAGACCGCCUUCGAACCUAGGGUUGAAUCGACCAACCUCGGGUAGAGGUACAGCUUGCAGACAAUCAUGCAGAUACGCUCUUCAGACAAGAGUCACACCUGCAAUUAGACCGUAAGGGUACCAUAGCCCUUUAGGGUACCGCUCAAGAUAUCACUCAUAGCACAUACACCUGUAAAACUAUGCUAUUGGAUAUUGUACAUGAAUGGAAUGUCACUAAAUGUAAAAUCAGAUCAUGCCGGUUCUGGAAUAAGCUGAUCCCGUGAAUGGACAUGUUGUUUUUUUUUUUUUUUUUACCUUUUACCCUUCUUCCUUUCUGUAUCCCAUUUGUUAUGCAAAAUUCAAUAAAAUUACAAACUGAAAAAAAAAAAAAAAAAAAUUAAUUCCACAAAUCCACACAUUGGUUACAUAGUAUCCUCUCCGAGAUAUGGUCCAUGUUUGUUACAUAGUAUCCUCUCCGAGAUAUGGUCCAUGUUUGUUAUAUAGUAUCCUCUCCAAGAUAUGGUCUGUUCCACCAUAAUGCUGGCAACACAUCAUGAAAGGUGCAAUUCUAUUGAUGUCUUACUAUUGAUCCCCUUAUUUUAGACUUUAUGUGGAUACAAAAACCAUUCCACACAAUAUUUUUUAAUGCUGUUUUACAGGUCAGCCCUGUUUUAACGAAUAUACUUUACUUUCUUCUUAGGCUCUCACAAGUUUCCAAAGAUCACUUUCUACAAUGCAAAUUCAGAUUCAAGGUUUACUCCAAUUUGCAGUACCCAUAUUUCCCACCGCACAGGUAUGAUCUGAUGGAAAAUUUAAUAGAAACGUAUGUGUUUAUCUUAAAAACCCUUCAAAAUAAAUGUCUCUGUUGACGGAACCAAAUUGGCAUUAAUGAUAUGAUCUGGAGAUAUUUGGCGAGACGUGCUGUUCGUUUUAUACUCGAUCGCUCAGUCAUUUGGGGCAGGGCUCCAAAUUUCAAGUCCUAAGUUACUAGAAAGUCCUAAAAGUUACUCACUACUCAGAGUUUGGAGAGCCCAUGGCACACUCACCGAGGGAGAAUCUCUUCACACUAGUACAACAUUUACACUCUCUAAUGUCUAAUGGACGAGUGGAAAUUUUGGUCCCUGAUUUAGAGCAACAUUUGGCCUGCAGGCAAAGGCACGUUAAUGGCUUUGACCACUUUAUCAUAAAUAGAUCUAUUGAAAUCUGAGGUUUUUAUAGAUCUUAGAUCUUCAGAGUAAAAUGUAUUGAUAGAAUUAUCAAGGAGAUAAUUUAAUGACUACAAAAUAUUUCUACUAUUGUGAUGGUUUUCACUGGUGUCACAGACACUUCUGAAAUACAUUUUUUCGUAAAGGCUAUUUGAGCAUCGUGGGAAACGUAUUUGUAGAAUGAUCAGUGGUGCCAAGUUUAGCCACCAGUUGUCCAUCACCUUCCUGAAUGGACUUUCCAUGUGUAACCUGUCUGAGCUGUACUGUGUGUCCCGCCAUAUCCAUGUGAUUAACAGUGUCCUAUUUCUGUGAAUCACAGAAAGAUCUCCUAGGAAUACAGCUUCUUCUAAACACAUCAGAGUCCAACCUCCACCAAAUCACUGCGUUGCUGGACUGCAGAGGACUUCAUAAGGUAGCCAAUCACACAGCAGAACCGUUUAAAUGUGCGAUAUUACCCAGCUGGAUGAGGCUGUUUGCCCAUGUCGCUGUUCUAAAUCAUAACGUUGUUACUCAUGGUAAUUCCAUCUGUCACAGGAUUACCUGGAGGCCCUGAUAGGUGUCUGCUAUGAUGGCGUGGAAGGACUCCUUUACCUGGCACUGUUCUCUCUCAUGGCAGCGUUGGCGUUUACCGCCAUGGUGUGUGCAGUUCCCCGAGCGUGGAAGCUACUGGCAGCCAGGUGACCCAUGUACUUACUUAUUUCAGAUUGCAUUGAUGUGAUUGGCCAGGAGAGGGCAGCAAAUGUUCUCUAUAAGUUCCAUAACAAAUACUUUGUGUUUCAACACCCUGUGCUAUGUGAAGUCAGUAGGCAUUCAACGGCAAAUAAGGAAUCAGCUAAGUUUUUUCAUGGUUUCUGGACUUAAACCAUAUGAAUACAUGAAUAGGACCCUUUCAUUGCCAGAUCAGCAGCUCCAGUGACAUAUUAAUAUUGUAUAACAUUGAUUUUAUAUUUUACUGUGGCAAAAAGCAACAGCGUUUAGUACUAUUGUGGCCCCCAACAACCAACACUCCCAUAAUGUUUUGCCAGCCGUGAGGUUAUCUUUUCACCCAUGCUGGUUUGGUUUGUAUGUAACUUUGUCUGUAUGACUCUCAGGGAUCGAGAAUAUAAUGACAUUGAUGAAGAAGACCCUUUUAAUCCACAAGCUCAACGCAUUGCAGUGCACAACCCCAACCGUGCUCAACUCAGGAGCUUCUGCAGCUACAGCAGUAGCCUGGGCAGCCAAGCCAGUCUCCAUCCGCCCACCCAGGCCGUCUCAAACGCACCCGUCGCGGAAUACAUGUGAGUGCAGCUACUUGACUCUACAUUGACUUUACAUUCAGGCAGACUUGCAAAUUGCUAGUGACUGCUUUACCAUGGCAAGAAAGAGAGUGGAGCUUAGCGUUAAACCCCAGCCCCUGCAGAGCCCUAUCACAUUUAUAUACCAUCACUUACAUCAUUUAAAUGUUAUUGAGGGCCAGUGGGGGAGUUUGUGUUUAAUCUCUCUGACACUUAAAUAACCGCAUUAACCGGGCAGUGGACUAAGCCCAGAGAACAUUAUAGCCGGUCAGGGUUAACAAUAUUUUAAGGACUUUUGGUUUUUCAAGGACACUGAAUCAAGUGCUGUAAGCCCAUUGGGAAAAUGAAUUUCCAAAAUAUAAUGACUUCACGGUGAGAUAUUAUAGCUGUGUGUGCCAGAAUUCUAUAUAUAGUGAUAUCACAGUGAGAUUAUAGCUGUGUGCGCCAGAAUUCUAUAUAUAGUGAUAUCAUUGUGAGUUUAUAACUGUGUGCCAGAAUUCUAUAUAUAGUAAUAUCACUGUGAGUUUAUAGCUGUGUGUGCCAGAAUUCUAGAUAUAGUGAUAUCACAGUGAAUUUAUAGCUGUGUGCCAGAAUUCUACAUAUAGUGAUAUCACAGUGAGUUUAUAACUGUGUGCGCCAGGAUUCUAUAUAUAGUGAUAUCACAGUAAGUUUAUAGCUGUGUGUGCCAGAAUUCUAUAUAUAGUGAUAUCACAGUGAGAUUAUAGCUGUGUGCCAGAAUUCUAUAUAAAGUGAUAUCACAGUGAGUUUAUAGCUGUGUGUGCCAGAAUUCUAUAUAAAGUGAUAUCACAGUGAGUUUAUAGCUGUGUGCCAGAAUUCUAUAUACAGUGAUAUCACAGUGAGUUUAUAGCUGUGUGUGCCAGAAUUCUAUAUAUAGUGAUAUCACAGUGAGUUUAUAGCUGUGUGUGCCAGAAUUCUAUAUAUAGUGAUAUCAUAGUGAGUUUAUAGCUGUGUGUGCCAGAAUUCUAUAUAAAGUGAUAUCACAGUGAGUUUAUAGCUGUGUGUGCCAGAAUUCUAUAUAUAGUGAUAUCACAGUGAGAUUAUAGCUGUGUGCCAGAAUUCUAUAUAUAGUAAUAUCACUGUGAGUUUAUAGCUUUGUAUGCCAGAAUUCUAUAUAUAGUGAUAUCACAGUGAGAUUAUAGCUGUAUGCCAGAAUUCUAUAUAAAGUGAUAUCACAGUGAGUUUAUAGCUGUGUGUGCCAAAAUUCUAUAUAAAGUGAUAUCACAGUGAGUUUAUAGCUGUGUGUGCCAGAAUUAUAUAUAAAGUGAUAUCAUAGUGAGUUUAUAGCUGUGUGUGCCAGAAUUCUAUAUAAAGUGAUAUCACAGUGAGAUUAUAGCUGUGUGUGCCAGAAUUCUAUAUAUAGUGAUAUCACAGUAAGUUUAUAGCUGUGUGUGCCAGAAUUCUAUAUAUAGUGAUAUCACAGUGAGAUUAUAGCUGUGUGCCAGAAUUCUAUAUAUAGUGAUAUCACAGUGAGUAUAUAGGUGUGUGUGCCAGAAUUCUAUAUAUAGAGAUAUCACAGUGAGUUUAUAGCUGUGUGCCAGAAUUCUAUAUAUAGUGAUAUCACAGUGAGUUCAUAGGUGUGUGUGCCAGAAUUCUAUAUAUAGUGAUAUCACAGUGAGUUUAUAGCUGUGGGUGCCAGAAUUCUAUAUAUAGUGAUAUCACAGUGAGUUUAUAGCUGUGGGUGCCAGAAUUCUAUAUAGAGUGAUAUCACAGUGAGUUUAUAGCUGUGUGCCAGAAUUCUAUAUAUAGUGAUAUCAUAGUGAGUUUAUAGCUGUGUGUGCCAGAAUUCUAUAUAAAGUGAUAUCACAGUGAGUUCAUAGCUGUGUGUGCCAGAAUUCUAUAUAAAGUGAUAUCACAGUGAGUUUAUAGCUGUGUGCCAGAAUUCUAUAUACAGUGAUAUCACAGUGAGUUUAUAGCUGUGUGUGCCAGAAUUCUAUAUAUAGUGAUAUCACAGUGAGAUUAUAGCUGUGUGUGCCAGAAUUCUAUAUAUAGUGAUAUCACAGUGAGAUUAUAGCUGUGUGCCAGAAUUCUAGAUAUAGUAAUAUCACUGUGAGUUUAUAGCUGUGUAUGCCAGAAUUCUAUAUAUAGUGAUAUCACAGUGAGAUUAUAGCUGUGUGCCAGAAUUCUAUAUAAAGUGAUAUCACAGUGAGUUUAUAGCUGUGUGUGCCAAAAUUCUAUAUAUAGUGAUAUCAUAGUGAGUUUAUAGCUGUGUGUGCCAGAAUUCUAUAUAAAGUGAUAUCACAGUGAGAUUAUAGCUGUGUGUGCCAGAAUUCUAUAUAUAGUGAUAUCACAGUAAGUUUAUAGCUGUGUGUGCCAGAAUUCUAGAUAUAGUGAUAUCACAGUGAAUUUAUAGCUGUGUGUGCCAGAAUUCUAUAUAAAGUGAUAUCACAGUGAGUUUAUAGCUGUGUGCCAGAAUUCUAUAUACAGUGAUAUCACAGUGAGUUUAUAGCUGUGUGCGCCAGGAUUCUAUAUAUAGUGAUAUCACAGUAAGUUUAUAGCUGUGUGUGCCAGAAUUCUAUAUAUAGUGAUAUCACAGUGAGAUUAUAGCUGUGUGCCAGAAUUCUAUAUAUAGUAAUAUCACUGUGAGUUUAUAGCUUUGUAUGCCAGAAUUCUAUAUAUAGUGAUAUCACAGUGAGAUUAUAGCUGUAUGCCAGAAUUCUAUAUAAAGUGAUAUCACAGUGAGUUUAUAGCUGUGUGUGCCAAAAUUCUAUAUAAAGUGAUAUCACAGUGAGUUUAUAGCUGUGUGUGCCAGAAUUAUAUAUAAAGUGAUAUCAUAGUGAGUUUAUAGCUGUGUGUGCCAGAAUUCUAUAUAAAGUGAUAUCACAGUGAGAUUAUAGCUGUGUGUGCCAGAAUUCUAUAUAUAGUGAUAUCACAGUAAGUUUAUAGCUGUGUGUGCCAGAAUUCUAUAUAUAGUGAUAUCACAGUGAGAUUAUAGCUGUGUGCCAGAAUUCUAUAUAUAGUGAUAUCACAGUGAGUUUAUAGCUGUGUGUGCCAGAAUUCUAUAUAUAGUGAUAUCACAGUGAGUUUAUAGCUGUGUGCCAGAAUUCUAUAUAUAGUGAUAUCACAGUGAGUUUAUAGCUGUGGGUGCCAGAAUUCUAUAUAGAGUGAUAUCACAGUGAGUUUAUAGCUGUGUGCCAGAAUUCUAUAUAUAGUGAUAUCAUAGUGAGUUUAUAGCUGUGUGUGCCAGAAUUCUAUAUAAAGUGAUAUCACAGUGAGUUCAUAGCUGUGUGUGCCAGAAUUCUAUAUAAAGUGAUAUCACAGUGAGUUUAUAGCUGUGUGCCAGAAUUCUAUAUACAGUGAUAUCACAGUGAGUUUAUAGCUGUGUGUGCCAGAAUUCUAUAUAUAGUGAUAUCACAGUGAGAUUAUAGCUGUGUGUGCCAGAAUUCUAUAUAUAGUGAUAUCACAGUGAGAUUAUAGCUGUGUGCCAGAAUUCUAGAUAUAGUAAUAUCACUGUGAGUUUAUAGCUGUGUAUGCCAGAAUUCUAUAUAUAGUGAUAUCACAGUGAGAUUAUAGCUGUGUGCCAGAAUUCUAUAUAAAGUGAUAUCACAGUGAGUUUAUAGCUGUGUGUGCCAAAAUUCUAUAUAUAGUGAUAUCAUAGUGAGUUUAUAGCUGUGUGUGCCAGAAUUCUAUAUAAAGUGAUAUCACAGUGAGAUUAUAGCUGUGUGUGCCAGAAUUCUAUAUAUAGUGAUAUCACAGUAAGUUUAUAGCUGUGUGUGCCAGAAUUCUAGAUAUAGUGAUAUCACAGUGAAUUUAUAGCUGUGUGUGCCAGAAUUCUAUAUAAAGUGAUAUCACAGUGAGUUUAUAGCUGUGUGUGCCAGAAUUCUAUUUAUAGUGAUAUCACAGUGAGUUUAUAGCUGUGUGUGCCAGAAUUCUAUAUAUAGUGAUAUCAUAGUGAGAUUAUAGCUGUGUGCCAGAAUUCUAUAUAUAGUAAUAUCACUGUGAGUUUAUAGCUUUGUAUGCCAGAAUUCUAUAUAUAGUGAUAUCACAGUGAGAUUAUAGCUGUAUGCCAGAAUUCUAUAUAAAGUGAUAUCACAGUGAGUUUAUAGCUGUGUGUGCCAGAAUUCUAUAUAAAGUGAUAUCACAGUGAGUUUAUAGCUGUGUGUGCCAGAAUUCUAUAUAAAGUGAUAUCACAGUGAGAUUAUAGCUGUGUGUGCCAGAAUUCUAUAUAUAGUGAUAUCACAGUAAGUUUAUAGCUGUGUGUGCCAGAAUUCUAGAUAUAGUGAUAUCACAGUGAAUUUAUAGCUGUGUGUGCCAGAAUUCUAUAUAAAGUGAUAUCACAGUGAGUUUAUAGCUGUGUGCCAGAAUUCUAUAUACAGUGAUAUCACAGUGAGUUUAUAGCUGUGUGUGCCAGAAUUCUAUUUAUAGUGAUAUCACAGUGAGUUUAUAGCUGUGUGUGCCAGAAUUCUAUAUAUAGUGAUAUCAUAGUGAGAUUAUAGCUGUGUGCCAGAAUUCUAUAUAUAGUAAUAUCACUGUGAGUUUAUAGCUUUGUAUGCCAGAAUUCUAUAUAUAGUGAUAUCACAGUGAGAUUAUAGCUGUAUGCCAGAAUUCUAUAUAAAGUGAUAUCACAGUGAGUUUAUAGCUGUGUGUGCCAAAAUUCUAUAUAAAGUGAUAUCACAGUGAGUUUAUAGCUGUGUGUGCCAGAAUUCUAUAUAAAGUGAUAUCAUAGUGAGUUUAUAGCUGUGUGUGCCAGAAUUCUAUAUAAAGUGAUAUCACAGUGAGAUUAUAGCUGUGUGUGCCAGAAUUCUAUAUAUAGUGAUAUCACAGUGAGUUUAUAGCUGUGUGCCAGAAUUCUAUAUAUAGUGAUAUCACAGUGAGUUUAUAGCUGUGUGUGCCAGAAUUCUAUAUAUAGUGAUAUCACAGUGAGUUUAUAGCUGUGGGUGCCAGAAUUCUAUAUAUAGUGAUAUCACAGUGAGUUUAUAGCUGUGGGUGCCAGAAUUCUAUAUAGAGUGAUAUCACAGUGAGUUUAUAGCUGUGUGCCAGAAUUCUAUAUAUAGUGAUAUCAUAGUGAGUUUAUAGCUGUGUGUGCCAGAAUUCUAUAUAAAGUGAUAUCACAGUGAGUUCAUAGCUGUGUGUGCCAGAAUUCUAUAUAAAGUGAUAUCACAGUGAGUUUAUAGCUGUGUGCCAGAAUUCUAUAUACAGUGAUAUCACAGUGAGUUUAUAGCUGUGUGUGCCAGAAUUCUAUAUAUAGUGAUAUCACAGUGAGAUUAUAGCUGUGUGUGCCAGAAUUCUAUAUAUAGUGAUAUCACAGUGAGAUUAUAGCUGUGUGCCAGAGUUCUAGAUAUAGUAAUAUCACUGUGAGUUUAUAGCUGUGUAUGCCAGAAUUCUAUAUAUAGUGAUAUCACAGUGAGAUUAUAGCUGUGUGCCAGAAUUCUAUAUAAAGUGAUAUCACAGUGAGUUUAUAGCUGUGUGUGCCAAAAUUCUAUAUAUAGUGAUAUCAUAGUGAGUUUAUAGCUGUGUGUGCCAGAAUUCUAUAUAAAGUGAUAUCACAGUGAGAUUAUAGCUGUGUGUGCCAGAAUUCUAUAUAUAGUGAUAUCACAGUAAGUUUAUAGCUGUGUGUGCCAGAAUUCUAGAUAUAGUGAUAUCACAGUGAAUUUAUAGCUGUGUGUGCCAGAAUUCUAUAUAAAGUGAUAUCACAGUGAGUUUAUAGCUGUGUGCCAGAAUUCUAUAUACAGUGAUAUCACAGUGAGUUUAUAGCUGUGUGUGCCAGAAUUCUAUUUAUAGUGAUAUCACAGUGAGUUUAUAGCUGUGUGUGCCAGAAUUCUAUAUAUAGUGAUAUCAUAGUGAGAUUAUAGCUGUGUGCCAGAAUUCUAUAUAUAGUAAUAUCACUGUGAGUUUAUAGCUUUGUAUGCCAGAAUUCUAUAUAUAGUGAUAUCACAGUGAGAUUAUAGCUGUAUGCCAGAAUUCUAUAUAAAGUGAUAUCACAGUGAGUUUAUAGCUGUGUGUGCCAAAAUUCUAUAUAAAGUGAUAUCACAGUGAGUUUAUAGCUGUGUGUGCCAGAAUUCUAUAUAAAGUGAUAUCAUAGUGAGUUUAUAGCUGUGUGUGCCAGAAUUCUAUAUAAAGUGAUAUCACAGUGAGAUUAUAGCUGUGUGCCAGAAUUCUAUAUAUAGUGAUAUCACAGUGAGUUUAUAGCGGUGUGUGCCAGAAUUCUAUAUAUAGUGAUAUCACAGUGAGUUUAUAGCUGUGUGUGCCAGAAUUCUAUAUAUAGUGAUAUCACAGUGAGUUUAUAGCUGUGGGUGCCAGAAUUCUAUAUAUAGUGAUAUCACAGUGAGUUUAUAGCUGUGGGUGCCAGAAUUCUAUAUAGAGUGAUAUCACAGUGAGUUUAUAGCUGUGUGCCAGAAUUCUAUAUAUAGUGAUAUCAUAGUGAGUUUAUAGCUGUGUGUGCCAGAAUUCUAUAUAAAGUGAUAUCACAGUGAGUUCAUAGCUGUGUGUGCCAGAAUUCUAUAUAAAGUGAUAUCACAGUGAGUUUAUAGCUGUGUGCCAGAAUUCUAUAUACAGUGAUAUCACAGUGAGUUUAUAGCUGUGUGUGCCAGAAUUCUAUAUAUAGUGAUAUCACAGUGAGUUUAUAGCUGUGUGCCAGAAUUCUAUAUAUAGUGAUAUCAUAGUGAGUUUAUAGCUGUGUGUGCCAGAAUUCUAGAUAUAGUGAUAUCACAGUGAAUUUAUAGCUGUGUGUGCCAGAAUUCUAUAUAAAGUGAUAUCACAGUGAGUUUAUAGCUGUGUGCCAAAAUUCUAUAUAUAGUGAUAUCAUAGUGAGUUUAUAGCUGUGUGUGCCAGAAUUCUAUAUAAAGUGAUAUCACAGUGAGAUUAUAGCUGUGUGUGCCAGAAUUCUAUAUAUAGUGAUAUCACAGUAAGUUUAUAGCUGUGUGUGCCAGAAUUCUAUAUAUAGUGAUAUCACAGUGAGAUUAUAGCUGUGUGCCAGAAUUCUAUAUAUAGUGAUAUCACAGUGAGUUUAUAGCGGUGUGUGCCAGAAUUCUAUAUAUAGUGAUAUCACAGUGAGUUUAUAGCUGUGUGUGCCAGAAUUCUAUAUAUAGUGAUAUCACAGUGAGUUUAUAGCUGUGGGUGCCAGAAUUCUAUAUAAAGUGAUAUCACAGUGAGUUCAUAGCUGUGUGUGCCAGAAUUCUAUAUAAAGUGAUAUCACAGUGAGUUUAUAGCUGUGUGCCAAAAUUCUAUAUAUAGUGAUAUCAUAGUGAGUUUAUAGCUGUGUGUGCCAGAAUUCUAUAUAAAGUGAUAUCACAGUGAGAUUAUAGCUGUGUGUGCCAGAAUUCUAUAUAUAGUGAUAUCACAGUGUGUUUAUAGCUGUGUGUGCCAGAAUGCUAUAUAUAGUGAUAUCACAGUGUGUUUAUAGCUGUGGGUGCCAGAAUUCUAUAUAUAGUGAUAUCACAGGGAGUUUAUAGUUGUGUGUGCCAGAAUUCUAUAUAUAGUGAUAUCACAGUGAGUGUAUAGCUGUGUGCGACAGAAUUCUAUAUAUAGUGAUAUCACAGUGAGAUUAUAGCUGUGUGUGACAGAAUUCUAUAUAUAGUGAUAUCCCAGUGAGUUUAUAGCUGUGGGUGCCAGAAUUCUAUAUAUAGUGAUAUCACAGGGAGUUUAUAGUUGUGUGUGCCAGAAUUCUAUAUAUAGUGAUAUCACAGUGAGUGUAUAGCUGUGUGUGCCAGAAUUCUAUAUAUAGUGAUAUCACAGUGAGUUUAUAGCUGUGUGUGCCAGAAUUCUAUAUAUAGUGAUAUCAUAGUGAGUUUAUAGCUGUUUUUGUGCCAUACUAUCUGUGUAUAAUUGCUGUUGUCUUCAGUAAGACCAUAGUCUUUACAUGAAAUUCUGACAGUGCCGUGCCCUCUGUUCCCCCAGUUCUUGAACCAAUUUAUUCUCUAUCAUUACCAUGAGAGAACAUUCCAGUUUAGAGGAUAACUUCAGCAUAUUGAAUGUGGUCUUUUUUGGAGUUGAAUAAAGAUUUUGUAAAACGGAUCUGGACACUAGGUGCGUUUCACAAACAUUCCUUUUUUCUUUUCUCUUAUAGGAAUCAGGCGGCUCUGUUUGGGGGUAACCCUCGAUAUGAAAAUGUUCCUCUGAUUGGCAGAGGUUCCCCUCCACCAACGGUACGAUGGGCCUCAGAAUCCAAAUCAUUUUUGUAACGGAGUGGCACAGAAUUCUUUUAUUUUAAUCAUUUAAAACAAAUAGAAGUAGUUUUUUGGGAAGCAACUAUCUUUUUAAAAGAUUAAAGAAAGGAAUAAUUUUGUACCCUUUGCUGCAAUGAUCUAAACUAUAAUCACGUUAAAACAAAUUGCCAAUGGAAGGUGCUUAUAGUCUGCAAUUCUUGUUAUAGAAAACUCCAUGAACCCAGCCAUAACGUGAGACAUAUUUAAAAUAUAAUAUGAAUUUAUCAAUACUUAUAAAUAAUCUAGUUUGUAAAGAUACAUCAAAUAUUUUAAUGAACAAUUCAUAGAAAUCAUAAUAUUGAUCAGAAUAUCGUUGGUUUGGAAUAAUCAAACUCAUUUCCUCUGAGGUUAAACAUUGUCUAUACAGUAAGUAUAGUCAUCAUUGGCAAACUAAUAUAAAACAUAAAACAUCUAUCCCCACCGCCACACUUACAACUCCCUGCUUGUUUUUUUAACUUAUUACAUUUCUUCCAAAUCACUAUUUAUCAGAUUAUGCACAGGAGCGUAAUAUAUUUUUAACUACCUAUUUAUUUAUUUUUUAUCAUUGCUGAUAUUAACAUUUUUUUUUUAAAUGACCAGCGAGUCGAGGUUUACAUUAACAUAUACUUGUCAUUUAUUUAUUUACAUAUUAUUUUUCUUGUGAUUCUGCCUACAUGUUGUGGAUUUGUUCUGGUUUAUAGCUGGUGGUGUGUAACUGUAGAGAAUACUUUACCUUAUAGGUUUCUCUUCCUGAGAGCUAAUAAGGAGUGUUGAUGAGCACCAGAAAUGAUUUACAGUCUAACUGAGCCGUGCAGUUCCAUCAGGAGAACUUUGGGUGAAGUUUUCCCGGCUUUAAAUCAGCAGUUACUGUAAUACAGGACGUAUUCUGAAAAUAAAUGUAGCCAGAAUGUGCCCUGUUUAUACUGCUAAUGAUAAAAUCAUGCUAUAACCUCUUUUAAGAGCAUAUAACGAUUUGAGCUAUAGACUUACCGAGUGCCAAUGACCCAGGCUUCUCACAGUCUGUUGGACAGAACCGCACCAUUCUCUGUGCAGCCGCAGAGUGGGUGGGCUAUGGGUCAGGGCAGAGACCAUCUUUUUUUUUUUUUUUUUUUUUUACAACUACUUCAAACCUGUUAUACAAAACGAUAAAACCAGGUGAGGGAGCCCAUAGACUCAAACACCAUAAAAACGUCAGUGAGCUGAAGUGGUCAUAGUACUCAAAAUGCCGCAUUAACGGAGCCAGUCGGGGGAUAAACCAAACUGUGAAGGCAGUGCCAUGCCAGAACUUACCCUGUUAGACAGAGACCUGGCAGGGGAUUAUACAUGGUUUGUUGGGCACACUCAAUAAUUCACUUUAAAACCUGAUAGUAAUCCGUUAUUCGGGAAUUGUGGAGAAUUGCUACGGUUACCGCCAAUUUUAUGCCAAACUAUCCUAGUUGGAAAAGGAGCAAUGUUGGAGAAUAUUUGUUUUCAAUCUGUCUAUUUUGUGGAAAAUACACAGUAGCAAAACUCGCGACAAUAAUACAUUUAAGCGAAGUUAAAGCAGAUUCCCCAAGCCAAUACAUCAGCUGUUUCUGGACUGCCACACAUACCAACCUCAGCCAGUCCCCAGUAAGGAGUAAUUAGUAACAUUCUGUUUUGGUAAACCCUCAUUAUUUCUUUGUUUGUGCCUCAUUUUUCGGGAGCUAAAAGGUACACAGUAAGUUUCUUUUGUGUGGUUUUAUGUUUCUGUGUCUGUCUGUAGAAUUCUUGCCCAUUUCUGUCUAUUUGCUGUGUGACAUUAACACUCUGUUUGUACCCUGUUUGUCUCUCAGGACUGAGCAUUUUCUUUCGAGCAUAAAGGGAGCUAGAUUUCCAUUUUCCCAGAUUAGAUUUAAUUAUGGUCUUUCUAAGUGUCCACCGGUAGAGGUCUGGAAACCAUAACUAACUUUGAUCUAGUGUUCCCCUUGUAAUCCUGGUUUACUGCGUUGUUCUUGAUACUGACUUGUGUGGUCAAUUUCUAAAGUGUGAAUUUCAGAAAUUUAUAUAAAUUUAACAUUUUAGGCCAAAAUUUUUCCAACGGACUACAUAGCUUCCUCGAGACAGCUAAAAUUAGCAAGUACCCAGUUCCAUUGUCCAUAAUCUCUAAAUGAUAAUGAUAGGGAAAUUAAAAAAAAAAUUCUAGCCUCAGCUGCAACAUUUGUGUUGAGGAGAAUCAAUUUGAGAUUAGAGGUUUAAUAAAACGUACCCAAUUAAGCAGAUAUCCUAUUACUUAAUUUAUAAAUAAACAUUCUUAAAAAAGCACUCUUCAUCUUUAGUGAUAUAGUGGCAGCAGUGCUGUUCCUGAGAAAUGUCACAGUUUACAUAGUGGCUUCUAUGCCAAUUGGUGGCUGUCAGACUUACUCUUGGGGCUUUGGAUUAAAUAGAUUAAUUGAAUCUAUUUUACAUCCCUUAUCGGUAUACUUUGCAUGCUGUCACCAGGUGCUCUCUAUCCGAAGCAUCUGAUUGGCAGAUUGCGGUGUUGGCCAUGCAUGUGCGUAAGUCCGCAAUGCUUCACUUUGAUUGGACACAGAUCAGCAGACCUCAUGAUCUCACGGGAGGAGGAUCGGGCCUCUGUGAGAGUCUGUACCGACACAGGAUUAUGGGACAGUUUCAUUGUGUUUUAAAGUUGUUGUUUUUUUGUAAUUAACUAAUAUGUUAAAGGAACACACCAACUUAAACACAUUUUUAUUAUUUAUUUUUUGGAAACACUUUUUCAGUUUGUCUGCAAGCCAGAAAGGGUCCAGUUUUAGCCACUGGCUAGCCGGUAAUUAUGGGAAAUUUAGGCCAACAGCAAUUGGCAGCAGACGCUAGGAGACACGUUCAUUCUCACAUUGUGUCCAGGCUGCAGAUUUACACAGUAUUCAGGUGGUAGUGAAGUAUUAUAAUCACUGUGACUGCAUGCGUUUCUCAACUAACAAUUCAACAAAGAGAGCGCUCACCAUUGGUAUUCUGCUGUUCAAAGCCCAAUAUGCGGAACACAGGACAAACCCCGGAAUGCUGUGCGACCGGUUAAAGGUCUUUAAUGAGGAGGCUUCAACAUGAAACACAAACAGGACCAAGAAGCACAAGUUAGACAUGUAAACAGAAUGAAACACUUGGCAAUUAUUACAAGGUCCACAUAUAAAAAAUAUAUAUAUAAUAUACAACCCACUUUAAACAUCUAAGCUAUUCUUCAACUGCAAGUUUAUGGUAGAGAAAUGAACAUUCAAUUCACAGGCACAAGCAAGCUCUGGUGGACAUUCCUGCUGUCAGCAUGCCAACUGCACGCUCCGUCAAAACUUGCGACAUCUGUGGCAUUGUGCUGUGUGAUAAAACUGCACAUUUUAGAGUGGCCAUUUAUUGUGGCCAGCCUAAGGGCAAUAAUCACGCUGUCUAAUCAGCAUCUUGAUAUGCCACACCUGUGAGGUGGAUGGAGUAUCUCCGCAAAGGAGAACUGCUCACUAACACAGAUUUAGAAAGAUUUGUGGACAAUAUUUGAGAGAAAUAGGCCUUUUGUGUAUAUAGAAAAAGUCUUAGAUCUUUGAGUUCAGCUCAUGAACAAUGGGGGCAAAAACAAAGUGUUGUGUUUAUAAUUUUGUUCAGUGUAUAUAGCUUUUUACUAAUAACACAACUUGACCCCAAUGUCACAUAGGCAAGUGUCUCCAUGCCAGGUGCUAAUAGAAAAAAAGUAAAAAUAUCUAAAAGCAAUUCUUCUGGUUUCCCCCGCCCCCUCUUCUCUUUUUUUCGAUUCCAGACCUCUGGCUUUAAUAAAAGGGCCUUUUCUAAUAGGUCAGUGGUCAUUAUAUCCUAAACCAGAAAUAUACAUAAUUAUUGUAAUUAUAUUGUAGAUUUUAUGAUCAAAGAGAUUGGGUUUUCUCCAGGUGAUUAGGCUCAGAUUCUAAAAGCAUUGCUCAGUCUACACAGUCUCAUUAGUAGAAUGCUUUGAUCAUUCGUACAAUAGUCGGCAACCUUGUUACCUGUCUGAUGGCUGUCUGCUUUUAUAAAAGGUCUCUUUAUUGUAAAAUGUGCAUUCGUUCUUUUCCUGAAUAAAGUGGCUUAGAAUCCUCGCAGAUGACGUGCUCUCAUGUAACUGUUGAUUUAAAGUGCACUUCUUUAACUUAUUUAAUAUUUUCCUUUUUAUUCUCCCGUCUAGUACUCGCCAAGUAUGAGAGCCACAUAUCUCUCGGUGAACGAAGAGCCAUCAAGUAUUUAUGGGAACGAGUUUCCAGCCUAAUCCUGGCACCCCCUGUUAUCCUCAGGCCGGACAGGUCGUGUCCCGCAACCAUAACUGCUGUAGUGAACCAAUCAGCAGGAGAUGCAACGGAUGAUUCAUGGGGCGAGCCAUGACAAGUGACAACAUAAAAAAAAAACAUUAGUCAUUCAUUGGGGUUAACCAGCGACUGUGUAACACAGAACGCUGUGAGAGCUACCUGAAAAGUGAUCAUUUGUAUUACUGGAAAUUUUCCUGAAAACGAUGGAGAAUGUCAUGGCGAGGUGACAACUGACCUCUAAUUGUUACAUGGUUAGCGGCACGGACCAUUUGUGGGUUAAUGUAGACCACGAACCAAUUUCCUGCGCGUUUCUUAUUUAAUGGUAUAAACAUGUAAACUUGGCAGAGCGUGUUCUGCUCUCUGUUGCUCAGGAAAGUAAUAUCUUUAAAAUACACCCACAGAACUCUAGAUAUUAUUAUUCCCAUUUUCUGAUCUGUUUAGAUAUAUUUCGGGGUGUUAGCUAAAGUAAGUUAUAUUUUUUACGCAUAGCACCAACUUUUUCUUACCUUAAUACUAUGCAGGAUAUUAGCCACAGCUUAUUCGUACAUAGGGGAAGACUGAUCUGUUUAACUUUAUCACCACCAAGAAGACCAAGCUUUGCCCAUCCAAUGUAAAUACUCUUUAUCUCAUGCCAUCCAACUGCUGUGGGAACCAACCCCUAUUUUUAUUUUUACUUGUUUCACAUCCGCUACGGCGAUUGCAAUGCCCAGGGAUCUGAGACCUAUGAGUCUCACCAGAAGCUUUCGUGGGAGUUAGGAUUCAUAGUUUAUUAAUUUGUAGUCAGCGAACCCUCACGGAGUGCUUCUGGUCAACUUCUCACAUUCACAAAUGUGUGACCAGGACAGCGAAUCAGUACUAAGAGAUACUCAACCCUUCGGCUUUUAUCAGCUUGUUCGCCGGGUAGAAUGGAGUGUGUCUCAUAAGACCCUGCUGGACAAUGGUUUAUGAGAUGAUCAAACAGAUCAGAAUGAGAGGCGUCUGAUUGGUGCAGCCUCUUCCUGGUCUAGGAUGGAUAUGUCUGCUGUUGAUACAUGGCUGUGCAGCCACGCAAAGCAUGUGAAAUGCGACCGUUUUUUUUCUUUUAUCUGUGCAAUGAAUAGAAAAUGGAAAUUACUUCCAGCCUUGAUCAUAACUUGUAGAAUUAACAGAUGAUGGGGGACAUUUACAAAAGUGGUCAGUUUUAGGAAAUGGUGCAAAAAUGUAAGAGGAGAGAAGUCACCAAUGGAAUGAGCCUGCUGAUCCCACUGGGUUCCAUGGUGAUUCCCCACUUUUACUGCUUGAGACCAAUUUUUAGAACCAAUCACUUUGAUAAAUCUCCCCCAAUAAGUCAUGUCUGGACGGUUACUGAAAUAUGCUCACAAUCGGCAUUAUUAGCCUUAAUAAUGUUAACAUUUAGUGUAUUUGUAUGUAUAAUUUGCACAAGGCAGGUGUAUCCAACCUUAGCCCCCAGCUAAUCACUGGACUACAGGUCCCAGAAUUCUAAGCCAGCUGGUUCAGCUGUUAAAAGUCACAUCUCCUACUUGUGGAUUUGUUGGCAGUCCUGUGGCUUUAUGCAGAACUACAACUCCCAUGAGCCUCAGCUGGCAAUUCUGUUGCUGUGAUGGACUGGCUGCACCACAUAUACCAUGACCUACAACUCCUAGUCUACAUAGUCUGACUUAAUCUUGUAGCUAAUUUAUUUCUUCCCUUAAUAAAGUCCUUCAUCCUGAGCUAUGAUAUAACACAUUAAUGAAGUAACUUGCCAACAUCUACCUGGAAAAAAACGAAAUCAGAACUUCUGUUGAAUUGUCUAUAAUGUUUUUUUAUAAUACAUGCUUUAAAAGUGAUUUUGUCACCUAAAUGCUCUGUAUUAGAGAUGCUCAAGUUUUUUCUAUGAGGCUACAGAUGUCUCAAAUAAUCCUGAAAUGAUUUGUGGCUCCUUAAUCAGAUGACCUAUAAGUGAAAAGUUGGCUCCUAUGAUCAGAUAGAGUGAUGCCAACACCUGCCACAUGCCCACACCAGGCUGCCAACACCUGCCACUUGCCCACACUAGGCUGCCAACACCUGCCACUUGCCCACACUAGGCUGCCCACAGAGACAUGCACCCAAAACAAUCCUGCUUUGGAACUCUCUCUAAUCGGGGCAUUUAGACCUGAAAUUUGGAUACUACUAACUAGAGCAGUGCGCGUACUGAGUUAGUAGCUAGUUAUCUUGCUAGUUAUCUAGCAGUGAAGCUCCAAUUAGGUAAUGCUGAUUUUCUUCCAUUCACUCCUGUGUAAACUAAAGUGAAGGGACAGGACAAGAGGACGCCGGGUGUUGACGGCAGGACUAAGGUGUGCAUCUAGUCUAUUGUGAGAUCUGGGCAUCUUCUGCACUCCCACAGCUAACCAUAUGUGGCAGGAUCAACACUGGGCAAUGCUCCUAAAAUGCAAUAAUGCCAAUUCAGUAGUAGUGGUGCCACGUUGACAUUGUGAACAGGGAGGUUUGUAAUAAUGCAUAUUUCAGAACUGUAAUGAAUAAUGUGAAAUUUGAAGAACAUUGUAUAAUGUGAUUAAGUCCCCUUGCAGGUAUGAAAACACACAUUAUAAAAAAAUAUAUAGGAACACCUUAUUCUGCAAUUCCAACUGGAAAUGUAAUUAAUGAGCUGAUCUGCAAUCAUUUUGGGGCCAAGCCUUUUCUGAAGGGGCUUCUUCUCCAUAAUUGCAGGAUUAUAAGAGAGACACAAGCAUGGAGCCUGAUUAAACCAAAAAAAUAAAAACCAGAUGCAUCCAGCUUUAAUGGCACCUUGUCACACCGUUUACAUCCAGAGAUGUAGCACAGGGUGUGACGUUCUACAACCUGGAGGCUGAAAUGCCACGUAACGUAUAGAUCAUGGUUUAAAAUGUUUACCUAGAAAAGCGCAACGGUGUGUAGGCGCUACCCAAAAUUAGAAAUCACACAGGUGUAGUGAGAGAGUAUCCCCCAACACUCAAAAUAAAGUAUACAAUAAAACACAAAUACUACACCAGACAACAGAGGUAGAUGUAUAAAACUGGAACAAUCAAAAAAAAAAAAAAAAAUACAAGGCAUAGUACAGACUGUAUAACAAAAAAGGUUUUAAAAGUUACCCAUCACUGCAAGCCACAGAUGAGGGUAAAUUUCUACUCGUCUGGGAUAAAUUUUCACUCGCCAAUAACUAGUUAUGAGUGGAAAUUUUUAGCACUGGUAUAUAUAUCUGGAUCUAGCCAGGCAACUGUACUUACUGUAUGCGGAUUUUACAUACGAUGUUUUACAUUCUUUAUUACAUUUUGUUGACAUAACUGGGAACAUGUAUUCCCAAAAUCGCAAGUCCUUUACAAAUAUCCUAACGCUGGGUAUUGUGCAAUUUCUUUGACCAUUUUUACAAUUUUGUCUGUUUGACAAAAAAUAGAUUUUAUACUUCUAUGCCUUUGUUUCUGAAUCUGUGUGAAAUUUAGCAAGAUAAGGUGUAACCUCUAUUAAUUAAAAGCAACAGUAAAGGGGUUAGGCUUUCGAUUUGUUUUUGCACAUUUAAUUCUUGUAUAUGCCGAGUACCAUAGAAAUACAGCACUGGAAUAUGGAUUUUUAAUAAACAUUCCUGAUAACAAUGGCGAAGAGGCAUCCUAGAGGCUGGGUUCAAACCAUAUCUUCCACUACAAUGUCCAUAAGCUCGCUCCCAACCAUGACAUGCAUUGAGUGCUCUGCGUGUCUAUAAGUAGGUAGACAAUGUGUGUACUUACCUCUGCACUGGUAAAGGAGUGGGGGGGAGAGGGGUUAUGGCUUUAUAUGUUUUUUCCUGUACAAUUAUGUGAAUUUACAAUAAAUUUUACAUAUAAUAUUUGAAUACA
Molecule: messenger RNA, 75840 nt
Organism: Pelobates cultripes (western spadefoot toad)
Lineage: Eukaryota; Metazoa; Chordata; Amphibia; Anura; Pelobatidae
Source: the annotation of a GenBank genome assembly